This is a messenger RNA of Xyrichtys novacula (pearly razorfish), 73792 nucleotides long. The record is from the annotation of a GenBank genome assembly. NCBI's taxonomy places the organism in Eukaryota, Metazoa, Chordata, Actinopteri, Labriformes, Labridae.
ACUGGCUGUCGGUGAGAGACUGAUGGAGGACGGAGGCAGUGCAGACGCUAACACCGACUUUCAAACCGGUCAGAGAGAGUGACAAUGCAACGAAAACGGCCCGUACUAACAGACGAUGUCCAGGCCUGAGUUGGAGAAGUUUGUUGGAGUUGACACAGUUUGAGUGCAUGGCCGCAACAAAGGCGAGAGGUUCCUCCAGCCCAGAUGGAAUUAAUUUGAAUUGACAAUCGCCUCUGUGUUAGAAAGGCAUUAAAUGCUUCUCAGAUCCAGGCCAGUGUCCUGACAACAUGACCCGUUUGGACUGCGGGCUUCACGCCUCCGGGCAAGGAGUCUCCCUCAUUCACUUCUUCAUCGCUCUUCUGCUGGGAAACAGCAGAGCAGUGGGAUUAUCACAUGAACCAGGUCAGUCAGAAGCAGAAACCUGAAUUUCAUGAUAUAACGAAGCCUCACUCUGUAGUAAUGCUGCUGUGGUUGGGUGCAACAGUGUGGGAGAGCUUGUAAAGCUGCAGGAAGAGGCCAGCAGUCCUCAGAGUGGAGGGCAGGACAGCUGUGACUUGUGUUUACAGAGGUUUGAGCUGACCAUAGCAAUUAAAGCGAGGGCUUGCAGCUUUAGUCUGGUAGCUGUGGAGAGAGAGAGAGCUGCUUUCCAUUAAAUAUCAAAGGGUCAUACUCGUGGAGGCGAACAUCUGCUUAGCCUGGCCUUCAGCCAAAAUAAAGAAAUGCUGCUGACACUGACCUCUGACCUCACUGUGCAGGUCAGGAGACAGAGUCUCCGACAGGAUGCUUCAUCUUUACCCUCAGGAGGGACCUGUUUCAACUCCACAGCAGUGCACCCGCAUUUCCAUCCCCUCAGAGAAUUUAUCUUUUCAUAGUCAUGUAGGAUGCACCUCCCUGCCUCCUCCAUCCUCUCAGUCUGCUAGCAGCUUGUGGUUUGGGUGUUAAAUGUCAGGCCUCUGUUGAGAUAACAGAUAGGGAGAAGAAAGGAGUCAGGAUGUACUUCGCCUGCUUCUGCUAGCUGCAAGCUCUCCAGAGGAAGAGCCAAGUGUAGCCUGUCAGGGAUUAUAGACAUGCAUGUGUCACAGAGAGGAGGCCAGUGCCAAACAGUAAUGAUUUCAGGGGAUUAAUGUCGGCACGGGAGCCCAACAUUUACUUAGGAGUCCACAACUUGAUAGAAAUAGAAAAACACUGGGACACUGGCCUUGUUUCUUUUUGUGGUAGGAUCAAAAUACUUAACUGUGUUACUCAAGUACACAUCCAACAGCACAAAACAUAAAACUAAGAUUGGGACAAACAGGAAUAUUAUCAGCAUAACUCAGAUGGUCUUCUUGCAGCCACCACAAGGUCCAUGUAGGUCCUUGUUACCCCAUCUGGAACCACCUCUCAAGUCUGUCUACGAAGCAUGCAUGAAGCACAGGCGAAAGAACUAAAAACACUCCUAACUGCAUAUCUCCAAAACUGCCAUCCUGAAGCACUGAGAGUUUCUUAGAAACUAAGAAAAAAGCCUUGGGCUCAGUGAAAGCCUCUACUUCACUCAUUUUACUCUGCUCUUUAAAACCAGCCUUCAGCAGCAUGUGUACUUGGAUUGGUAUCGCUUGAGAUAUAAUUAAUAGAUUACAGAUAUUUGAAAAUAGCAUCAUAUCAGAUAUUGUUAAAAAUCCAACAUUGUGCAUCGCUCCAUCUACUCACUAACCCAAGGCUGUAUUUCUUUCCUUCGACUUUUAGAUAGUAAACACUGUAGGACACAGGUGGCAAAUGGAAAGCUGUGACUGUGGUGUCUUGGAUAUUGAACAUCUUUUAUAUAUUUUUAUGAAAAGCCCCUGCAAGGAGGUUUAAAAGAUCAUGAAACCAGUUGAUACUGUUAUUGGUGCCUCUAUAUGAGCUACAACAGCAACUGAGACCAUCUGCAGCCAGAUCUGCCAUUUCCAAAUAGUUGUUUUUGUGUCUGUUACCAUUGCCAGCAGAUCAGUGUCAGACAACAUGAGCUACAGCACACAGCAGAAACAACGAUAUACAUCUGACUGUGACUAGAAAAUAGGUGAGACAGUUUUUUUAAGCAGGACAAAAUCAGAAGGGAUACCGCCCUUGUCCACAGGGGGCAUCAUAACCAACACAGCCAAAACAAAAGACAGCUGUGCAGUUGGACUGAUGGCAGACAUGUUGGUUGCAAUAAAUCAUUUCCAGGAGUUUGAGGCUCAGCUGGAGGUUGUGUUGAACCUAAAGUGGUUCAUGAGCUGUGGAUGAGAUACUGAAGGCAUCCAGGGAUACAGUAUCUGCAUAUCACUGCUGGUUUAAACAUUGACUUGCAAGUAGUCCAAGGAGAAAUUCCACAUAUCUAGUUGCCAAACACCUCCACCUCAUAUCUGUCUGCAAUGAUCUAGUCUUGUAAGUAUUUUAGCAGACAAUCUUGAGCAGCACUGAACAGAGAGAGGCCUUAUUAUGACUCAAAACUGUGUGAGAUUAUCGUCUGAGAUCUGCUCUUGUUCUUUAAAUGAGAUGUUACUGAUGUGAAGUUAACUGAGGUUUGGUAGCUCCCUAUGUGAAAACGGUUUAUUAUGCAAAGGCAGUGAGUCUGGAGUUUAAGUUGCAACAAAUUAAAAGUUUUUGCAAUAGCUGUUGGUGGUCUAAUUUGGAACAAUAUUUACUGAUUUUGAGGCAGUUUUGCAAAGGUGUCUGUUAAAGUACCAGGAAUUACAGAGAAUUAACUUUAACUAAGACAAGCUUCCACGGUUUUGCUCAGCUUAUUGAUAAAAGUUGGUGUGAAGGCUGAUUUUUUUCCACUGGUUGUCUUUUUGUUGUUCAGUCUUUUUCCUCACUUUCUCUCUCUACAGUGUAUAAAACAAACUGAUUCAAAAAGGAGAUGGUUGCAAAUCUACUUUUUAGCUAUGAUAAAAAAGCUAAUCAAGUUCAGGGGUGCAGCAAACUGAAUCAAUGAAGUUGAAUCCUGUUGCUUCUUCUGUGACACCAACAUCUGUUUUUAAGUAUGCAGAUGCUUCGAAUAGUUGGUGAAAUAAUCUGAAUUGCAUCCUUGUUUUGAAAGAAACCUAACUUACAUAAGUGUCAUUCAAAAGUGUGGUGGUAGAGGUUUAAACAUGGGAAAGAUGAGGGUUAGGACAAAAGACGGAUCCUGCAAGAUAUCAUCCACCUAACUUGUGACCGCCUAAAUGAAAACUGCACAUGCUUACAGAGGCAUUAGUUAUGCAGUGAGAUUCACUACAUCAAAAGAUACAAUACUGCACUUCACUCAUGAUUUGAGUGAAAUGUGGUUCACAGUCACCAGUUAAAUUGCUCCAGUCAUCCAGCCACAUCAAGGCUGUGUGAGCAGACCAGACUGUGGGUAAUCCCCUAUUGAGGCACAUUUUCUUAACCCCCCUGACAAUCCGGAGAUCUCUGCCACACUUCCUUUCACUCUGCUGUUUCAGCUAUUCCAGCAUCUUGGGAAAUAAAAAGUGUAAUUUCAUCAUCUGAUGAAUAAUCUCACUGAAUUUUAGCAGACCUGCUGAGAGUAGAAGUUGAGAGUAAGUUAGCAGACGUCCUGACAUGCUCUCUCUGUACUGUACAGCUGCAUUCAAACAUCAAAAUGACAGAUGUGACACUCGCACAUAUGGGUUUGUUUAUCGCUUCACUGGUUUGUUUACAGCUUUAUGGUCACUUUAUUAUCUAAUUACCCCAGCUUUCCCAUGAUUUACUAACCCUCCUCCUCAUUCAUCUUCUCUUCCCCCCACAGCAGAGGGAUUUCUUGAGGAUAGUCCUCAGUAUGAAGUCGUUCACCCCGCUCGAGUGGAUGCCAGAGGUCACUUCCUGUCCAACUUCCUGUCUCACCACGCUCGCCGUGUCCAGCGCCGGGAAGCCUCAGAGGGACCACUGGACUUGGAUCGAGUCUUCUACCAGUUGUGGCACGGCGGCCACAGUUUGCACUUCAACCUCACCCUUAACCCAAACCUGCUGGCUCCAGGUUUCCUGACAGAGAGGAGGUAUGGUGGCCUGGAGGGGGCAAAGAUCAGUCCUCCCGGAUCCUCGCAGUGCUAUUACUUGGGGGAAGUGUCGGAUCAGGGAUCUGUCAGAGGACGGGCAGCCAUUAGCACCUGUGAUGGACUGGUGAGUAUCUUUACACGUUCAUACCAGUUGAGGUUUCAUGAUGAUGCUUUUUAAAGUGAGCCGAUACAGAAGGCUGUAUUCAGAGCUGAGUUAAGUAGGUUUAGUAACUGUAAAUGUGCAAAAAGACACACAGUUUCAUCCAAGUGCUUACACCCUGAAAUGAUCACCUCAUAUAACAAGGAUGUUUCUGAAUGUAUCUCCUCUUCAGAGGUAAGUGCUUCAUUUCAGAUUCCUGCAGUCUGGCAUUUGGAUGAAACGUCAGUUUUCUCCCCUUUAACAUCAUAUGAACAAAAAGUCAAGGCUGAUACAUUAUGUUUUAUUCUGUAAACGUAUCUUUCAAACCCACUUUGUCACUUCUCAAGAGUCCUCCACUUUUCUUUAUCCUGUUUGUGUCGGAGCAAAUCAAGGCCUUUCACACCAAAUCAGUCUUAAAAGUCCACAUUUUUAACAGAAGUACCUGAAAACAUCAGACCUUUUCAAUAUUUUACACUGCAUCAAUGCAAUGCUGCAAAAAUACCAGCACUUAAUAGGAUUGGUCAAAGCUCUCAUGCUCUUAUCAAGCAGCUCUGCCCAUAUGUAGAGCAAGAAUCCUGUGUAUUUGUCACCACAGGGAGCAUUAUAAGGCAGAAGAUAUCAGUCUAGCAAGGUUUGCUUCUCUGAUUUAUAAUCAAGGAUUUUGUAAUCUGGUUCCUAAAUAUGCUCCUCAUACUUUGACUAUGCAAAUGAAGAGAGAGGUGGUGUAAUGUCAAGUGAAUCUGUACCAGGCAAUAUAUUUUAAGAAAGCAGCCUGGCCGUGUUUUUUCUUCCACAGCAUUGUGAAAUUGGUUAAUAACCCACUUUGCAUCUCAAAUGAAACCGGUGUGCGAUGCCAGCAGCAGCUUUUGUAGCCUGCAGCUGUUGGCCUUAAGCUUCUUCUCUCCCCUCCAGACUUUUUCCUCGUCAGACUUGUAGAAAUAACAAACACUUCACGUCACCAAGUUGUACAAAAGACCGAGCACAACUUUCUUCAUUUAUGCAGAAGCAGAGACCUCCCUUGAAGGUGCCUCCAAGGUCGAUAUCCCAUCCAGGAUUAAUGCAGCCUGCCCAGUGAAUAAAAUACAAGAUACAUGUAUGAAUCUAUUUUAUAUUUAUUUCAUACAAUUAUUUUGAAAAAUAAAACUUCUUUGUGGGGCAAUUUAGGCCACUUUUCAGUGAGUUAAAUCCCCUGUGGAGACAGUCUCUGUUAUUUUUUUGUUUACACUCAGGCUCUUCAUUCAAACUCACCUGCAAGUCGAGCGUCGAGGAAACUUCAUUGAACAGCUUAAUGGUGGCUGCACUCGAAGUAAACAAACAUUGCCUGAAGCAAUUAAGUAAGAAAGAUGCCAAAUAGGUCUGUUCUUUACUUUCUGAACUUUCUCAGGCUGCAGAUACUUUUUUUUGAACUGACAAUCACAUUCAUACACACAGACUGAAUAGUGUUAGGCGUUCAGGAAAUAAGUAUCAUAGACUCCAUGAUGCAAAUUUGACUGUAUGUGAAAGAGGGAUUGUUGUGGUGCAAAGAGAAAAAUGAAGACAAAUCACUCCUAUUUCUAAAAAAGAAACGGUACAUUUAAGAUAAAGUCAAAUCAGAUAGAGAUGCAGCCAAGAGAUCAUGGUACAUCCAAAGAAACAUUAUUUCACUGUUACCACUUUGACUUGCAUGACUUGCACUUUGCAUACAGACUCAAUACACUGAUUAAUGACAUUUUGAUAUAAUCAGCAAAGGCCGAUAUCUGGGUUCAAUAGAUUAUAAAUAAUGAACAAACUAUGUCUGCAGACACCACAGGCAGGUUUGUGAAUGUAUCUGCUGUCCAGACACCAGGACCUGUGAUGCUUGUAUAAUUUACUCUCCUCAUCUCUUUUUUGUUGAUCUAGUGGUGAAAUCCACUCCACUGAAAUGGUUUUCACUUUAGUUUUCAAGAGUGGAGCUACACAGCCUGUUACUAUGAUUUGUUCACACAGAUUCUCACUUAUGAUCCUCCUGUAACCUGUGGCCUUGCAUGGUUUUUAUGAAUCUCACAUUAAACCUUCUCAUAUCUAAGGCCGACUCUUAGACAUCCCAAAUCUCCCCGCUAUUUAAACCAAGCUGAUGUGAGUCGUACUCUCGCAGUCUGCAUUUUAUAGCCAACCCUCUCUCUGCUAGAUGAAUCUGCAGCUGCAAGACUCUCUGAGGAAACUUGCUUUUGUACUGAACAGGUGUGUUUUGUAAUUUUUUCUAAACAUGCAAAAAUUGUGUUUAUACUUAGAACUGCAACCCGAACUUUGAGUGUAUCGCCGAGGCCCAAAAACAUGCUGAAUCCAUUUCCUUCCUCGUAAACCAAUCAUAAAGACAGUUUUCUUUAAGGCAUUUAAACUCUGCUGUGUUUGUGCUUUCACCAGCCUUGGAGCCAAUUGUGUAUCAGGCAGCAUUGAAUGUACGCAAUUACAUUGUACACAGUAUCAACACUUAUAUAUGUGCAGCCUUGUUACUGUUUAUGGGACACAAAACAUCACCACAUCGCCAGGAGGAAGAAGGUCAUUCAUUUUUAGAGGAGGGCAAAAAGGAGUUGACUCACACAUAAAUUAAACCAAACGGUUAACUCAUCCCAUGUAUUCACCUUUUGAAGUCUUACAUCCACUCAUGCUUACAGACACGUGGUCUCCACAUUGAUGACACCCUGCCAGGCCUCAGUAUCAGCCGGCUCUGCUCCUGUCUUUGUUGAUGCAUUCAGUCUGGUUUGUUACAAGUGCAGUACAGGAAUCAUCUGGAGUGAGGUUAGUUGAUGGCCACAGCCUCUCUGGUCUAGAUCUAAAGGACUGAGAGUCCAAUCAUGCAGAUUAUAAUUGCAUGUUCCUUUCUUUCACAGCAUGAUAACCAUGGAAAGAAAAUAGAAUAGAAAACCUUUUUUUUCCAAGCCCACUCUUGGUAUUGUUAGUCAGAUUUCUGUUGGUUCCCCGUGUUCCCAUGCAGCCAGGCAUAUUACAUAAUUCCUACAUUCUGCAGGUGGUGGUGACGUAAUGCCCUACGGCUGUGUUUCUAUUUUUGUGCAGGAAAUAAUAGCCAACCAAUCAAACUGUAUUAUUCAAUUCAAAUGUGUUUUUGAUAGUAUUAUAAUGUUGAUGCAUUUUGCCCGGUUUGAUUUCAGUUUUGCAUGCUCGGUCACAGGCAAUGGAUGGUUUCAUUUACAUGCAGCUGGUUCCAGCUAGCAAGAGGAUAGUUGACAGGACAGUCCAUCACUCGGCAGAUGCACACAGCGGCUGAAUCACAAGGAGUAGAAUCAGUCAACUUCACAUACGUUGUUGCAUCCUGUCUGCGCCUCCCUUUCUGCUUUCAAAACACUGUCAUAGCCGUUUAGGUUUUAAAUCCAAUUUCCUGAAAAGCAGAGCAAAGAGAAAAAAAGCACAAGUCCUUGUAAAAAAAAAAGUUGGCAACAGUAUAACAGUCUUUAAUAUUCUUGAAGAUGAUCCAAAGCUCUUUGGCGAACUUAUGAAGAGUUAUUUUCUUGCGCUGUGAUCAGUCACUUUUCACAGAUGUGUGGAAGAAGAAAAAUAUUUUAAUAUUUGUCGCCUGGGUUUCCAUCCAGCUGUUGAAGAACUUCUCUAAAAAAACAUGAAAAGUUCCAGAUGCUGUAUUAAAAAAAAAAAGAGUUUCUGUCUGCUGCAUUUAUGUUAUGAGACAAAAAAACAGUACAGUACUGUUUGGAAGAACAGUGAGCAGGUUUUCUUGAUAAAGCAGACUGUGAGAUUGUAGAGGUUUAUUUUUGUCCUGAUGUAUGAGAGCUAAUCUCUGUCUGCCUUAUCUGAGUCAUAAUGUCUUUUUCAUUUUGAUUUUGUUGAAAACAGAAUCUGUUAUCUGUUCUCCAAAUUAGGGGCAGUGCAGGAAGAGAGAUGAUAGAGCGCAGAAACAGAUAAUAAUAGAAACAACCUCUUCUCUCUUUCACUUUGCUCAGUAAAUGAAUGUUUAUGUUCAGUUUUGGAUGCUUCUUUUGCUUUUAUAUUAUAGUAAUAGUAAUCUGAAAUUCAUCACACAACUGCAAAAAAGUGCCUGUGACACUAGCAGAAUUGGACUCAGUUUUAAAAUAGUGUAAACCCUGUUUGAAACACCCCAGCUGGUCAUUUUGACCUCCUCUGCACAUUUGUUCAUGUUUUUGUCUCAUGCAUGGUAACAGAGUAGACACAAAUAUUAGGAACACCUCUUGACAUCAUGCACUCCAGCACUCAACCACCAGCACCUGCUACAACCUCGAUUAUCACCUUUCUGACCAUGUCAACAAAAACUAAAAAUACGAAAGUGAGGUAUUUUUGUCAGAGCUUUAGUACUGGGUCACAUUAGAUUGGAUGAGUGGCUUAAUCUGAUUUGUAUUUGUGUAAUAGAAGAAAGCACUGAAAUAGUUUUUUUUUCUUAAAGCAUAAAAGAAUUAAGUUCCCUCCAAAGAAGGGAGGUAGACACUAGUGGCUUCAUUUCUACAGUUCAGUGUGAAACUUCUCCAUAUCCACUGAGAAUCUAACACUGUAUAACUGAGUCAAUGGACACAUAUCAAGCACAUAAACACAAAUGGAUAAUAGCAUGCAUGCAAAGCAAAUGAGUGAAAUUUUACUUAAGUAAAAGAAAGUCAACAAAAUGAAAAAGUUUUAAACAGGGUAUAAUCUUCAGGAUUGUCCAGAGAAAAAAGAAACAACCUUUUGUUGUACGAUUUACACUGAGCACAUUUGACCAGAUGAAGUUAGAGCCUGACUAGCCCUGGGCUGAUUUUCUGAUCACUGAUAAUAAACAAAAUUUCACUGUAAAAUCAUGAAAUCAUGAUGACUAAAAUAUUUGAGAGAAAAUAAAGAAUCACAACACCAUUACUCUCUUCUGCACUCAGUUUAACAGCACCACCCAUCACAACCCUAGAGUGUUGAUGUAGAGAGUGGGAAUCUGUCUUGUUGUGGCUGACUAACUGAUUGAUUGACUGAUUAAUUGUUUUUGUUUCCCCCACAUUAUUUAAUUGUGUCGUCAGCCAAAAAAAUCUCAUCCUGCUGAUUUUUAAUUAUAAUUAUUCAUGUGGAAAUUGUAAAAAUAGAGCCUCUUUAGCUCGUCAGCCAACAUGUAAUUUUCAGGCAUUAAAAAUUACAAAAUAAAAAUCAUUAGUCUUGUCACUUUUGGUCGUCUUUGUUUUUGUUUAUCAUCAGAAGGCAUCAAUAUGAAUUUUGUUAUUUUGGUAAACAUCAAAAAACUCCUUACAGGAGCUUUAAAAUAACCGUGAAAAGGGUUUGAACAGGAAACAAAGUCUUAUUCUCUUAUUUCUGUUAGGUUAUAAGAUAUAAAUAUAUCAUAUGUGAACAUAAAGCCUACACUCUGAAAAUUCUUACAAGACAUUAAGAAUACAUGUUUUGUAACCUUUCAAUGCACAAUUGGACUGUAUUCAUGUCACUUUUUUUCUCAGUAUAACUCAGUUUCUAAGUCAUAUUGUCUCAGAGUAGAAAUAAAAACAUUCCAGUCUUAGUCUUCAUUGAACUCGAUCCUCUCUCUGUCUGUAUUUACAUUUAAUUACGUUUUAUAGACAUCCACACUCAUAAAGAAAAACAAACGUGUCCUGACAGAACCUCAUCAUUUUCCUUCAGUAAGGAGCUGAGGAUCAACAAAGAAGAUCACUGAUGGGUUUUUACAGGAAAGUUUCCAGAUUUCUUAUGAUCAAACACAUAAAAUUACAGUUUUCUCAGAACCACUAAUGACCAAUCAGUGUAUUUUCAUGAUUACUGUGCAUGUGUGUCAUACUUUCAUGCAAUUUACAUUAGCAUUUAAACUAGCUGCUUCCAUGAGCACAAAUUACAGGGUAUUCAAGCAUCUGUAAAUGCUGUUGCUAUUAUAUUUAAGUGUGCUCAACUUAAAAGAAGAAGAGGAAAUGAUCCUUGUGCAAAAUGCUAAAUCCAAAACUGCUCUUUGAGUGUGAGAGUAUAAAAGAUUAUAUGAAGGGGAUAAAUGGCAGGCGGAGCACUUUGAACAAUCAGACCCGAUCGGGGUUUGUAAUUUGAGUCUAUUUAUUGUUAAUUUUCUGAAUCAUCACAACAAAUACGAAUGUUUCAACCAAAGCUGCUGCAAUUUGUUCAACUAAAUGUGUGCAACAAGAACAUUGUGCAGUUUCCUUUGACACUCCUAAUCUGAGAGAUUGUUGAUCUGUUACACAAGUGUCUGAGCUGCUGUUUACACAAGAAUAUUUUCUUUAUUUUAAUUUCAGUUUUGUUUGGAAAAUUUUACAGAUCUUUUUCCUGCAAUGCUUCAGUCCUCCAACAUCAUUUCCAGAUAAACAGAUUCAUUUCAACUUCAGUUCUCUUCUACUGUAAACAUCUUAUUGACAUUUCUGCAUACACUCCUUUACACAAACCAUCAAAUAUACAACUACUCUAUUAAUUAAAGACCCAAGGGAGCUUACAUCUAUGUUUUAGGUACCAUAUAUUGUUGGUGGAGUCAGAAAAUCGUCUCCACUGGGAUUAUAAAUUGAAUCCACUUUCUCCAUAUUUGAUCAAAUUUGUCUUCGUUUCUCCUGUCUACUGGCUGCUGCCACGUUCUAGUCAUUGAUUUGUUUUACUGGCUGUCAAAAGCACUUACAGUAGCUUUGUAUCCCCCCCCCCCCCUUUUCCCAGACAGAAUGAGACCCAGAUAUAGACCCUCAAAGGUCAUGGGUGCUUGAGUCUUAAACACUUUGCUUAAUGUUGUGUGAAUGUGACUCUGAUAUCCCCUCAGUCUGAGACAGUCCAAGAAGAAAUGAAAAUGAUUUGCUUCUGUUGAGCCACACAGUCUCCAACACAUCCGUCUUGUAUCCUUGUAUUUUUCUUGGUAUGGUGUCAUAAAAUACCUGAUAAUAUUUUUAAGCAACGUUCUCUCCAAUCUCUGGAGUUAAAUACCUCCCAUACCUCCUCCCAAACCUGCAUGAGUGUAUUUUCAUGAGAUGUGUUUGCCAAAAUGAAGGGGUGCAGCAUGUCUGCAAAGUAUGAAUAAAGUUAGAAAUGCUGCAAUAUAGGGGUCAGAUGUUUUAGGAGUUUUGUUAGUGACAGUGACGCUGAAAUAACUUGACAUUUGGAGAUUUACUAAACACCUAACCACAGAGCGAGACCGAGUGUUCUUGGCAGAGCAGAUGAGCUCAGCCGUUGUGCUAUAAAUGAAUUGCAGCAGUUUAUAUUACGAAGUGUGGUGUGAUUGUGAAGCACUUUCCAGGUGUAUUUAUGCUGCGAGUAUGAAUGAACCGUGGGAAAUAAUAAAUAGAAGCACUCAAGCGAACAAAUGUAGUGAAGAUUGUGAAGGUUUAAAUGAUGCGAUGAACAAAUUAGGACUGGGCGAUUAUAUGAUCGUGAUUAAUGAUCGUGAUUAAUUUCAGUUCGAUUGCGGUGAUCAGCUGUGAGCAUAUUUACUCGAUUAAACAUAGCUGAAAUGUGCAUGACAACAGCCAAUCAGAGUUGAGCUUUUUCUGCUCACUUCUGUAAGUUGCCAGAGAAGUAAACAGUAAUAUAGUAAACUAGUGCUGACGGCACUAGUGGCAUGAGCAGUUCAUCCACAGCUAGCGGAGCAGCCACCAGACCAAAGCAGCGAUCAAUCAUAUCAUCUAAUGUUUACAUUUUAAGGCAUCCUAAUUAUCCCUGAAGGGACGAUUUGUUUAUUUUGGGUCUUGCAUACCUGCAAAAACAUUUAGGACUGUAAACUAGUUUACUGUAUAAUUUAGUACUUAUCUACUUUUGUUGUACUGUUGAGUUAAAGUGGUUUUUAUAUUUUUCUAAGUUGAUCUUAUUCAAUUUGCUUUGUCAUUUACUUUUUAUAUCAAUAAAAUGUUGAUCUAAUCUCUAGUUUCUUUAGUUUUCAGUACAAGCAGUUAAAAAAAAACAAAAAAAAAAAAACUUGAUAAUAAUUGAGAUCGAACCAUAUAACAAGAUAUAUUGUGAUCUUUUUUUUGGGGCUUAAUUGCCCAGCCCUAGCACAAAUACCAAACAUGGUUCGAUUUCUUUCCACUUGGAUUUCGUUAGUCCAGUCAGUGCUGCAGAUGAUGGUUAGAAAUAAAUCAACUCAAAUAGAUUGGGGUUUCACAUUUGCACUCUGUUAUUUAAUUGGUUGCAUCUGCAGAAGUCUGUUCAUCGUUUUCUGACUCCAGACUGCAGAAACUGACAGCUCCUCUCUGAAGCUGCUUUCACAUCAUCCUCCUCAUGCGUUUGAGAUGUAGAGAGUACGAGUCCUGCUGACCUACUUCGCUUCUCCCGUGUGGCGCAGUUGUAAAGAUAUUGCACGCAAAUUUAUGCAGCAGCUCUUCUGUGUAAGCAUCGGUGAGAUCUUAUGACGCUCUGACAGCUGAGGGAGAGGUAAAGGGAGCAGAGCAUGGACCGGAAUCAAAUGUAAAGCGAGGAUGGUCAACUGGGGCUGCUUGAGUUUGGUUUGGAGCCAGCAGGGUUUAGGGUGCAGUGAUUAAUGUGACAUCUGAUCUUUCCCCUUCUCACAGUCACACCCUCAGAGCCUGCACCAAACUCAACACAUCAGGCUGUUAGAGCGUCAAACUGGAGGCUUACUGGGAUUUGUUUUUUAAUGCUGAGGAUAGUUAAAAGUUGGGACUUCAAACGCCGUCAGCAGCUUUAACGUCAAGUAGAUUUGAACAGCAGCUCAGAUCAAAAUUUUAGGAUGUUGUGAUAAAAAGAGCUUAAUUCACAUAUUCAGUAUCAAAAUAGCUUUUUUCUAUUCGGAAACAACUUCUUUCACCAAACAACAAACCCUCAUGUCACAAUACGCAUGCAGUAAGAUGACAGAAAGUUUCCUUCUUUGUAAAAACACGUACACGUUCAUUCACUGACAGACACUCCCACACAUAAACCUACUCCCUUACUUAAUUUGUACCCAGAUUUUAAUCAUUUCUUUUACAUUUUCAUUCAAUUUAUCUACAAACUAUUCAGAUAAAGCUGUAAAAAAAGGAGGAAAAAGUUGUUGAUUUGAAUCUCAAAGUUUCACAGUUUCUUCCAGUCUCAGCGUGAGGCUAAAGCAGCUGCAGAACGGUGAAGAGCUGUGCUCAACUUGGUAAUCUAUCUUUUAGUUUCCUGUAAUCACAGCUUUUCAUUGAGAAGUAAAUCGUCCAUUACAAAAGGCAACAAAAGUCCCAAUAUAACUUCUUACCAUAAUUAACUACUCACCACAACCUGCAGCUGCCUCACAGUGAGAGAAACUUCUUACUGAAGGAGUCUGUAUGAGAGGAUGAGUCAGCAUCUGUGCAAAGUUUUCUUUUCUUUUUUUCAUCCUCUGUAUGAAACGUGUCACUGAAAAUGAGUCAAUAUGCAGUUUUGGCUUCACCAGCACAAUAACAGCUCAAUUAGGUGAUACCUCUGGUUGAAUGUGAGUAACGUGAAACAGAGUAAAGAGGAUAAAUCCAGAGUAUUGUGACAAUGAUGCUGCCCAGCUUGCUUGAGUUCACAGAGGACAUGAACAGCUGAUGAUUAUUUUUGAGAACAGCUCAGAGGCUGGUUAUUUUCUCAAUUCACUGGUGCAUAAAGCAUCAGAAAAUCACCCCUAAUAACUUUAAAAGCAUACAAAGACAUGUCCUAGCAUCAUCCCAAAAUACAAAAGUAAUCCUGUUUCUCAUUAAGACUUUUGGAAGAAAAAAUACUCACAUCUGAGAACAUCCCACGCCAGUCUGUUGCCCAGAAACAUAGUUUUAUGAGUAAUACUGAAAUUGAAGCUCCUGUGAGGAACUUCUGCUGAUUUUUCAACCCCUGUAGACAAAAAAAUCCUCUUGUCUCUUUGCUGAUUGUUGUCCUGUACAGGUCAGUGUGUUGUGAACCUGAUAUUUAUGUUUCUAAUUAGUCAAAUAUAUCACUCACUGUUAAGCUGUGCAGGGGAAAAUGCACACAAUCCUCCACAGUGAUAACAGACAAAGGCCGUAACAAUACUCCCGUGUUGACCACGACCAUAACUAUAAAUGACCUUUCUAGAUAAAUAAGACAUUAGUACUAUGCUUAACAUGGGCAUGGUGAUGGUCCCGGUUGACACAGCAGAGAGUGUACAUAUGAAGGGGGAAGUAGCAGACUGCUAGCGCUAUAGCUGUAGCAGCCCUCAGAGAAGUGAUUUGGCACUUUUUAAAACUUAUGUUCAAGUAAAAUUAUCAUCCUAAAAGAAAUUUAAGAGCUUUUACCUCUUUGAGUUACCAAUCAACUGAACAUUUGUCCUUUUUUUGCUGUUUUUUAUUAAAUUCUGUGACUUAAGACUCUUCAAAAUAAAAGCACAGCCUAACAUUGCAGGGAAUAAAACAACCAAAACACAACACAGACAGAAUAUCAAAAUAAAAGCAUGACAAACAAUUAUUCCGUGUUUUUUUCUGGUAAUGAAGGUUCAUCAUAAUUUUGAAUGUUAUGAAUUAUGGAUAAUGACAUGUAAGAUAUUUAUGUUUAUUAGUGAAGUUUAUAAAGUGAUGUGUUGCCCCAUUCUUGUCUUGCCUCCUCUCUAUUUAACUGAUUGCGUUGUUUUAUUUGGAAGUCUUCCGUAAAUAUCUCAAUGACUUUGUUAUCUCAAAAUGUUAUGACCACAUUACAAGCGACUGAUGUCACGAGGUCCUAAAAAUAGCUCUAUAGUCCUCUUGCUCAUGGUCUUUUAUAUAUAUAUAUAUAUAUAUAUAUAUACCUGUUUCAUAACCAGCUGAAGCCUCACUCUUCUGCUCAUCAAGAUCUCUCCUUGAAAGCUGUAGCUCUUCUUUGAAUUCGCUCUUGAACCUUAUGACGGUAUGAAAGCAGCACAAUGUCUUGCUUUGCAGUGUUGCUUUUUUUUGCCUUGUUUUGUUCACCCAGCCGAACAUUUCAGCAUGUCCUCUGUGCUGAUUAAAGGUCUGAAGAGAGACCUCACUAACAGCCCUUUUCUUUUUCUUCAGACAGGAUUGUUCAAGUUGUCUGAUGUCGAGUAUUUUAUUCAACCUUUGGAGAAGUCGAGCACUAAGACCUCAGCACCCCAGGCCCACGCCAUCUACAAACGCCAUGCGCCUCUUCCCUCCUCGAGCCCAGUCGUACGGCCUAUCUCAGGGAAACAAGCUGUCAAUGGUACCUGUGGAGUUCAGAGUAAGUCAGUCUCUCCUCAUACACACGUACCGGAAAUAAUAAAAAGUUUUGCAAAGUUAAAACUAAACUGGUUGUUAUUCAUUCCUUCAAACCAGGUAAUUACAUGCAGUCCGAUACCUGAGAAUAAAUGAGUAUCCUGCAUUAUUUAAACUCUUAUCCAGGGAUUAUACUAAACGCACCACAAAAUGAUUUAGACAAAAAUGGUGACUGAUCGAAUAUCCCUCUCCUUUCUCACGAGUCUGUCCCUGUAUAAUAAUCUGCAGAGGUCGUAGAGAUAAAAGUAUUGAAACCGACAAGCUCAUAAAUCAGCUACUUAAAAUUCAGAGUCAGCUAAAGUGACCCUCAAAGUAAAUUGAGCGUCCAGGAGAGAUCAGAGAGAGUCGGUGUUUUGUGAGUACAUGAAUAUGGAUUUGUCCUUUCUUAACAGGUGAGUCACUUAGAGAAUAAAGUAAAAAGACAUCAAGGCGGGAUGGUGUGAUUAAGAGGAAGGUCUGACACAUUAAAAAGAGUGAGUAAGGCUUUAAUAACAGAUCCUCUGUCCCAUCUGAUUCUUUGUAUGUAUUAUAGGAGGCUGCAUUGACUAGGUAGACAGUUUGACAGAUUGUUGAGUGAUGGCAACAACAGUAUGGAUGUGAUGGAGUGUGGGUGGCAAAGUAUGAGCCACACUAAACUAAGGCAGACACAUGACUAAUACAAAUGUUUCAAACACAACAAAAAGGGUCAUUGAACAGCUGGAAAGAAAGAAAUCGAAUCGAGUGAAGAACAUUGACUGAAAGGAGUGAGGCUCAGAGGCUGGCGGCUUCGUGCUGUUUUCCUUUUUUUUCCUCUGCAUUCACUCGUCUAGUUAAUGAUGUGAAGGAGAGGCUGCAGCAUGAGCUCAGACAAAGAAUAUUUCCACACUUGGAUAAGGUCUAACUCAUAUUGUUGUUUCUCAGGCUGGCUGCGGGACCAAAGUUGGCAGUAGAUUAUUUUACUUUUUUGGAAGAGGGGCUCGUAACGCUCUCAGUCAGAGGACAAGAGGAGGGUAGAGUAGGAGACUAGGAAGUGAGAGUAUGAGAGGACAUUUGAUAUGCAACAAAAGGCUGCAGGUUCCACUCAAACCUGUUUAAGAGACAAUCCCCGAUGACACAGACAUGUUUAAGAUUCGUUUUUCCUUUGCAUGCCUUGAAAGCCAAAUCGCAGACUUUAUCUGUUGCGCUCAAAUUUGCAAGUUUCUUUCAAGGCAUUUAAAGACAUGGCUCAAAAAAUAUUCUUUCUUUAUAUGCAGAUGAUGUUUAACUGUUUACUUCUGACCCAGUAUCCACCAGCCUUCACUCCACUGGGCUGCUAAAUAGGUUUGGGACUUUUUCAGGUUGUAAAUUAAAAACUUCAAGAGUGGUUGCUUUUCUGUAAACCACCUUUUCCUUCAAAUCCUUGAUUUUUUUAAGAGUUUAACUACAGAGCUAAACCAGCACCUCAGACGUUUGCAUUAUUGAUAAGUUAAUGUACCAGCUUCACUUUAUUUUGUCAUCAUGCUGUGGUGUCUUUUCUGCCUAAUCUGUUGUUGAACAAAACAAUUAAACAGAAAGUCUGUUUUUGAGGUACUCAGAGAGGAUAUAUAGAUGCCAUGCAAACCAAGAAACUUCAUUAAAAUGACAGAUUUGUCAUAUUUAGAUUUUAAUUGCCUCAUACUUUCCAAACUAGGACUGCAAAAAGGGACUGCAUGAAAUCACAAAUGAAAGGCAGAGUAGAGAGAUAACACUCAAGUACUGGCUCACCAUGUAUGUUUCGGUGUUUUUCCGUCUCUACAUCCUUCUGUACUGGUCUGCGCCCCUCCUUCGAGACACCAUCCAGGCAGCCAAUCAGUACAGUGCGUUAUUCUCAUAACAUCCCCGCCUGUUCUGAUCUCUGUAUGAGGUUAAAACUGAGAGGCUGCAGAUCCCCCACAAAAGUCAUAUUUAUUACAAAUAAUUCAAAACCUCACUAUGAAGACGAGACCUUGUUUAAACUGCUGAAAAUACCAUAAUAGAGGACCUGAAAAACUUGUGACUUAUAUAACUGCAUACUAUAUACAGCUGUUGUUUGGAUUUUUGUAGGUGGAAUUGCAGAUACUCGUGAGACGAAAAUAUCAAAAGAAGUUUUUUCUGGGGGUGUUGCAGCUUCAAGUAUAAACAGAAUAUUAAAACACCCAAAUCUGCAUUAUUGCUCAAAGCGGGUAAACAUUUUCUAACAUUGAGGUUGGCAACAUCAUAAAUCAUUUUCAUCAUUUAUCAUUUAUUCAUUAGAACGGAUCAUUCUGUAUAAUAUUUAUACAGAAUAUAAUAUCUGCAUAAUAUUUGAUAUAAAGAGUGGGGAUACAGGAAGCGGAGAGGCCAUGAGGAGGUGGGGACCUGGAUAACAGAAAACUGAUUGAUAUACCAGAGUGUUAGUGAGGAAGGUUAAAUUCAUGGCCUUGUGUCGAGGUUUACUGUACCUCAGCAGGUUUUUAUCUUCUAUUUUUGUCUUCCAGGUUCCCAUCAAAGUUUUGAAGACAUCGAGAGAGAGCGGGAGCAGUGGGAGCUCCAGCAGCAGAGAAGAAGAAAGAGGAUCCGCCAACGCUCUGUCAGCAAAGAGAGGUGGGUGGAAACGCUGGUGGUGGCUGACCCGAAAAUGGUGGAGCAUCAUGGGAGCAAAGCUGUGGAGAACUAUGUCCUCGCUGUCAUGAACAUUGUGAGUAUGUGACUUUAAACAACACAGUAACAACAUUAUAAAGAGGUAGCUGUGGCUCGGUGGUAGAGUCAAUUAUCUCCCAAUCGCAAGGUCAGGGGUCCUCAUGCUGGGGUGUCCUUGGGCAAGACUCUUGGCCCUACUGUCUCCUUGUGGUGUGUAAACAGAAGAAGGCUAAACUCCUGGGUGUGUGAAUGUAGGUUGAAGGAGUGAAUGUGAGAGAAAGCUGUUUAGAUACAGUCCAUGUUUUGAGACCUGUCCGAGUUACGGCUUCGUCAACAAUGUCAAACCAUUCAACGUGCAGCACAUUUAGACACAGAAUUUUCUGCAACAGUCUCAAACUUUUAAACAGUUUCAUCAGUUUCACUACUGAGAGUCAGACGAGAAAGAUAGAUGCACUUCUUAUUGGUUCAGACAUUUAACCUGGCAUUGCAUUGAAACUGAAGGCUGGAGGAAACAGUUAGCUUAGCACAGUUCAGAGUUUAAUGAUAAGACUAGAAACACCUCUUAAAAUGUCAAAUUCACACAUUACAUCUGGUUUUAUAGAGCAACCAACCCUUUUCUUGCUAUACCUUUAUUUUUAGUGCAAAAGCCCUAGAUAAGAUACAUCUGCUCAUUGACCCUGCACAUGCUUAUGCACAGUGAGGAUGUAUACCAGUCAUUGUUCGAUUAGAUACAAAAAAAACAUUUUUUUUAAGUGGCCAAAAGAGGUCAGUGCGGAACACCCACGGAGAAAAAAUCGCUUUAGUUACUUUGACGACCAGCGCUGUAUGUUAAAAACAACAAAAACUGUACAAGCCAAUAAAAAAUACACUUAUAAGUUUGACCCUACGUAUAUAACUUCCAAAAACACACUGAUGAUGAGAUUGAGUCAGAUUAGUUUGAACACUUGCAUUAAUAUUUGUCUUCACUUACUGUUAGCAUCGACAGAAAUAUUGAAUCAUGCAAUAAACACUCACAUAUAAACAGCUUUUGAUUUAUCUUUAUUAGUACAAAUAAUCCUUCAGUAUAACUGGAAUAUAUAGAUUCACUUUGUUUUGAAUGAGUCAGCUCCCUCCUUCCGUCAUGAGUCACCAGAGCGAAGAGUUGAAGCUCUUUUUCAUUUCUUCUAUUUCAACCGUGACUCCAGAGACUCCAGUGUUAUUACUACCUCCCAGUUAGAGGUUAAAUAAACUUACUGCUUGUCUCUCGUUGAUUAGCACAUUAUUCUUUUCUCCAAAACUCUGUCAUGUCUGCUCAGACUGCAGCCACUGCGAGUGCCAUCAGAGGACAGAAUAUCAGGAAAGGGAAUUCUCUGACAGAGAAGCCCUGGGAUUAAGUGACUCAACAGACAAUAAUACACAGAGGAAGCAGCCAUUAUUCCACACAUCCUCUCAUGCUCCUUUUUUGGAGUCCUUUACACUCCAGCUUUGAACUUGAAAGCCCGAAAUGCUUGAGUUUUGUAAAAACAAUCAGACAAAGCAUCGAGGGAAACAACCUCUCAGCCCUGUCCAAACAAGAAGUAUUGGGAUCAUUUUCCUCAGCCAGCAGCUGCUCCAUUGUCUCAUCACUGACUCUGUCUUUAAGUUGUCAGCUUUUACAAGAGGUCAUAUUUUUAUACUCUGAUACACUGCACUCACACAGCAGCAUGAUUUACGUGCAAACACAACAGCAAAGACAGCCAAUCUCAGACAGAUUACAUAAAAAUAGCCUGUGACUUCCUUUCACAUGGGGAUCUUAUGGUUUCAAGUUUUAGUUUGGGUUUAAAUAUAACCACAUAUUUGCAAAUAAACAAGACAGAAACUCCCCAAACUACUGUAUAAGCCUUGAAUAAUAUGUGUAGUUGAUUCAGUGCCGCGUGCAGCAGGCAGGAAACAUUAAAUCAAAAGCUUAAAGUGAGCUCGAAAUAGUUGCAGCUUUAUUUUCGUUCACGAUACAAACAAAAGAGGACAAAAGAUAACGAUAGAGCGAGAACAAAUUUAGAAUAACUGAUAAGCUUCAAAAAUUACUCCAAAGUUCAUCCAGCCCAAAAAUCUGUCCCACUUUCAAAACCACAAUAUCUGUGAAGGAGCGUUUGUGUGACAGAGACAACAGCUACAAACAAAGAGUUGAUGAAUUAAGUCCCUUGUAUUGUUAUCUGCCUGUAGUGCUUCAGUUACACAACUUGCAGGAAAGGGAAAAUGUGAGGAUGUUGUGCCAAAUAGGAAUAAAACUUCAAGGCAGCUGACCACUUAUGUACAAGAGUCUCUCCUCAGACGGUAGCUCGGUUGUGAUCAAACUUAAGGUCAUCUAUCAAUGCUGCUAUUUUUUCCUCUGUUACAAAAUGAUCCUGAGGAAAGUUCUGUCGUAAUCAUUUGUCUGUUUGUCUGAAUCCUCUAAACUUUACAACAACAAACUUUCACUGCGGUUAUUACAGCAUUGUGCAAGCCUUAGUCGAGCAUUGAAACACUUCAGUUGUGUUGAAAUGUAGAUGGAAUAAAGAAUUUCACGAUUUAUGAGGGAUAACACCCACCCAUUACAGACACACACUCUGAGUUAGGCGUGUCGUACAGCAGAAGUUGGUGCAAAGCCAACUUGUUUAGAGAUUAUGCUCACGUCGAGCACCUCAUCAGUGAGUUUAUUUUUCCUCAGACUGUUUUUCAUGUUUACCUUGUUGUAGAUUCUCUCCUCUCUUCCAACAAUCACCCCUGUGAUGCCCCCGCUCUUUAAUGAAACUGGUAUUUUGAUUGCCACCUUGUACCACCCGUGUUAAAGAUUGCGAGAGACUGACGAUACCGUAAACUUAUUUAAAUGCUAAUUUUUGUGAUGAUUUACACUUUUCAUCAGGCUUGAUGCCACGCAUAUUAAACAUAUCGAAGGUCAACCAAAGCAGCAUUAAAGCGUGCCUUCAUAGUUAAGGAGAAACAUUCAUGCUAAGCUUUCAGGUAACAGUUUGUACACUUACUCAGAUACUCAUUAAGCACAACCCUGAAAACUGAAGCCAUAGAUGUUUCAGAGUAACUGAUUCAAAGUUUGGUGUUGACUUUUUUAUUUAACUGGAGCAAGGAUGGACGAGGAAAUACAGGUUUAUUUAUUUCAUGCAGAAAGGCUGAUGAAUGAGCAGCCCUGAAUGACUCACAUUAUCUUGAUUGAUGCGCACAGAUUGAUAAUAGAGAGAGUCCUUAAAUUCUGAAAUAAUUUAUACAGUAUUAUGAUGUUUAUUUAUCUACAUAUCUGCUGGCCUUCAAAUGGAAAUCCAACACUGUGUUAGCCUGGAUGUAAAUGUUAUAAUAUGACCGUCAUUGCUUUGAUACAAAGACAUUAUUAUACAGUCUAAUUACAAAGGUUUUUGCAAAAAGGAUGCUUUAAGAUAGGUUUCUCAUCUUGUCAGUGUAUGUUCGGUAACACUUUACUCGAUGCCUGUCUCUGUAACGCGUUAUAAAUAUAUGUAUAAUGCAUUAUAAUCACGUUAUAGCACUGUAUAACUAUCGUUAUAAACACUCAUAAAUGAUCAUAAUGCUUUAUAGCAAUAAUCAUAACACAUUAUACAGCAUUUUAUCAUGGCUUACAAGGUCAAGUAUUAUGUGUUAUGCUUAUUGUUAUAAAGUCUUAUGAUAAUUAAUGAGUGUUUAUAAUGAUAGUUAUACAAGUUUAUAAGCAAAUUAUAACACAUCAUAAAUACAUGUAUAAUGCAUUAUCUGUGUUGCCAUUGUCAGUGAGUUGUUAAUAGUUAUAACACAUUAUAAUACCUGACCUUGUAAAUCAUGAUUAAAUGCUUUAUAAUGUGUGAUGAUUAUUGCUAUAAAGCAUUGUGAUAAUUUAUGAGUGUUUAUAACUAUACUCAUACAGUGCUAUAACGUGAAUAUAAUGCAUUAUACACCUCUAACCUCUAUUAUACAUUUAUAACGCGUUAUAGAGAUAGGCAUCAAGUAAAGUGUUACCGUAUGUUCUUAUGCACAUGCUUCUCUAAUACAACUUCAACAAUAUAGAGCAACUUUCAUUUUCAAUCAAUCAAUUAAUCAAAUUUUAUUUAUAUAGCGCCAGUUCACAACAGUCCUCAUCUUAAGACGCUUUUCAAAGAACAAGAGCAGGUCUAGACCACGCUCAUUGUUUGAUGAUCAAGAAUUCUACAAUCUGUGUACAGAGCCUCUGUAUUCAUUAGUUUAUCUGUGCAGACUGAGGACUCAGACUGCCUCCUAAUACUCAGUGUUCUCUUCUCACAGGUGGCGGGUCUCUUCAGUGAUGCUAGUAUUGGAAAUGCAAUCAAUAUUGUGGUUGUUCGUCUCAUCCUGCUGGAGAAGGACGAGGUAAAAAUGUGUGUUCAUAAAACAGUCCUCUGGGGUUAUAUUUUUUUACAAGCUGGAAAAACGACAUGUCUUUGAAAAUGUAAGUGAACCUUGAAAAAUGAACAUGAACUGAAUAAAAGUCUGCACCGAGUGUACAACCGCCGAGUUUAGUUCGACUGAACAUGAAUACAUGACGUAUAUGUGGAAAUUGUUCAUUUAAGGAUCAUCUUUUUUGUCGUAAAUGUUUAGAUUUGUUAUAUUUAUGUUUAUCUUAAUGUGACGUGUGGUUCACAGGAUGAGUUAAAGAUCACACACCACGCUGACAACAGCUUGAACAGCUUCUGUAAGUGGCAGAAGAAACUCAACAUGAAAGGAGACGAACACCCUCUGCACCAUGACGUGGCAGUUCUCCUCACCAGGCAAAUAAAAACUCUCUUUUAACUCAUUCCCUUUUUUCUGUCUGUGCAAAACCACGUCACCAAGGCCACUUAACUCUUGAUUUAAUUAGUAGAAAUGAAAAAAAGUAAAAGUGAUGCAUAUCAGUCGUUGCUUUUGACUUGAUUAAAUGAAAAUAGGUCAGAUUUUUAAAGUUCAUGUUGUUUGCCAUGGCCAUUACUGUAAUUGGUAGUAAUAAUAUUUCAUUCUGUCAGAGGCCACUGCCCUAUUUCUUUCAAUUUAAACUUAAUUUAAUCAGAAAAAACUUCUUGAGAUAGAAAAAUCUCUUUGUAAGAGGAUCCUGGCCAAGACACGCAGCAGAUGAGAAGAUGAGAUAAAGGACUAUCACACAAUAACAAUCAUGAAAGAACAUGUAGAUCUGCAUGUACGGCAGAUUAUCUACAGACAGGUUUUGAUUUGAAGUCAUUUAAAGUCACUGCAAAAACACCCCAAACAGGGGAUCAUACUUACAACACUCAAUAUUUGAUAAACAAUAUUUGCUUUAUCUACAGGCUCUUCCUAACUCCUUUUUUUCUCUUUUUACUGUAGUUCUUGAAUGUAUCAUCCGUCUUUGUUUAUAUGCCGGCACUUUUACAGGAAGGACAUCUGUACAGCCAUCAACAGGCCCUGUGAGACCCUGGGUCUGUCACAUGUGGCAGGGAUGUGUCAGUCUCAUCGCAGCUGCAGCAUUAGUGAGGACACCGGCCUCCCGCUGGCCUUCACUGUGGCUCACGAGCUUGGACACAAGUAAGGUUUCACCGCAGACUCCCACAGACACACAGGUUUAUAUUCUGAUUUGUUCUGAUUAUAGUAAUGUUUUCAGAUACUUUUUUAAGUAUCAGCAGAAGAUUUUUAUGAUAAAAGUGUCAUGAACAGUAGGCUGAGUAUGUUUCACUAAUCGCCUUCUAACUUGUUAAACAGCCCGGGUUCACCGGGUUACUGCUGCUCCUCUCUAAGCUCUCUGUUUCUGCAGAUACACUCUAAAUUGAUGUCGCUGACAGGCUGAUACGGUGGGUCUUAGAUAAAGAGCAAAACUAAAUAACGGUUGGCCUUUCCCCUUAGCUGUUAGUGAGUGAUUUUUCGGGGUUAACAUUUUAUCAUUUACAUUUUUAUCCAGCUUUUAGUUUAAUAGAGCUCUUUUGAGCAACACUGACCCCUGCUCUCUGGAUAAAGAAGCUAUAGUGAGAAAAAUUCGACUCAGGUGAUGUUUUUUUCUAAUCAAUUUAAUCCUUUUUUUUAUUCUUGAAAGGACAGUGAAGUUUCCUUCAUUUCAAGCGCCACCAGGGUUUGAAUAGAUUAAAUAACCUUUAACACAGGUUAAUGAUAUUGAAUAAAAGGCUCCUCACCCAGGUUACUUCCAUGCUAUCCUCUCCUAUCCUGUCUUAUCUUAUCCUCUCCUCUUCAGUCCUAUCCUGCUCUAUCCCAUCCUAUCCUGUUUUAUCCCAUCCCGUCCCAUGACCCAAAAAAGCAAACAAGAGUGUCAGCAACAGCAACAUAAUUGACAGCAGGCUGAAGAAACUGUCUUUCUUUACAUCGAGCAGCAAGCUUUCUUCAUAAGUGACACUUAUUUACUCAUUAAAAUAAAGGUUGAUAUUUUAAAAAGUAAAACCUUAUAAUGUAAAAGACGAGAACAGCAGAGGUAUAAUUGUAGAUAUUUUGUCUACAAAGAACACCAAAAUCCUCACAAACCAAAAGUUUCUUAAAGCAGCUUUAAAUAAUCUCACUGUCAACAAUCAAAAGAGCUUUUUUAUCCUUUCUUCUCUCUGUUGUAUCUUCUUCAGUCUUUAUCUUUGUUUCAGUGUGAAUCUACUCUCCUAUAAUAAGAGUUUUCUUCUUAUCCUUUCUGUGGCUGUAAAAAUACAUCUAACAUAAAGGGAAAAAGUAACUGCAGAAAAGUGUGUGCAGAAAAAGUGCAAAUAAGAUAAAAAAACAGACUUUCUGUCUAAAACAGUUGAUUUAUUUUUAAAGUGCUUGUCCAUCAAACUAAAACUCUGUUUAUUUUUAUUUAUAGUGGCAUAAAAGCCGUGUUUUCUCAUGUAAGAACACCGGACAAAGGUGUUUUCAUUUUCUCCACAUUAAGAGGAGGCUGUCUUAUGUCUCACCGUCCUUUUAGCUGCUUGAUGAUAGAUUUUGACAUUUGUACUUGAGAUUUUUCUCCAUAAUGAGCAGACCUGGUAAUAAAUAAAAGAAGCCUCUGAACAAACAUAAACAGAUGUGCUUUCUAGGAAAGGAACAAAGGAACAAAGCGACGAAUGAACAUGAAUCAAAAUCCAAAGGUUAUUUGAAGACAGCAGUGCAGCAGCAAAGCAGAUAAAGAAUAUUCUUCCCAACACAUUUGUAUUUUUGAUAAUAUCUCAUGUGCUCUAACAGAGAGGCUUUGGCUCUUCAAUAGCAAACCACCUCAUCCAGCUAUUGAAGCUGCUUUUUUGUCUCAGGACAUAUAAAAAAAAACAAAAGACAGAAGCAGAAGCGAGUGCCAUCUUUACCUUUGUGUCUGUUAGAGAAACGGAAAAAGUUCAGCAAAUGUCGUGACUGUUAUCUGAGACAGAGAGGUCACACAGUUUAUAUUAAGAGUAAUUGUUCUGUCUUAAUAAUUUGUCUCUUCAGUUUGAGCAUCAGGUCACAACAGCAGACUUCUCGAGCCCUGCUCUUGAAAUGAAAAUCAUUCAAACCACCAAAAACUGCAGCUGAUUCGUACUAUAGAGGUGAAGAAUAACACACCAUAAAAAUCACAACCUGGAGCACUUAAACCUUUGCCUUGGGAUGGGUUUUGAUGGUUAUGUCUGAAUCUCCUGCACUCCAUUGACCCAUUUGUUCAACAAAACCUUUGCGAUCAUAAUGACAUUCACCUCUGACUAAUUAGCGGUGAAUUUGUUCAAUAAAAACAGUGGGGUUAGUAGCCCUCUUGUUGCUUUGGUCCUUUGAAAGUCUCUCUAAAGUCCUCUUUAUUCUGCACCACAUCUGUUGGUGAGCUUGGCAGCUGGUUCUUGUUAAAUUGUAUAUUCAGGGUCCUUGAAUUAAAGCUGAAUGCAUGAAUAAGUAGUGGGUUAACAUGAGCCCCCUGUAGGCUUUUAGAGAAAGAAUUAAUUCACCGUAGCUUGAAGUGUGAGUGUCAGCAUACUAAUGUGAAAAGGUCAUGAGGGAGAUGCAUGGGUUAUGUAAGAUUAUAAUAAUCUCAACAUCUGGUUUUUUAUCAUCCAGUAGUUGCAAAAUGAGCUGUAGAGCAGGUCUUCUUUUUGAUUUAUGAGCCAAACCCAAAGUUCUGAUACAUGGAUACUUUUCAGUUUCACAUGCUCUAAAACGGUGGAGUAGCUGUUGUUGUAAAAUUUAAUGGAAUCAAAACUGCAGAGAAGUUUAUGAAAAGUUAAUCCAUACCCAGAUUUUAGGACAGAAUCAGCUGUGAGCAAAUGGCAAAGAGAGUGCAAAACUUGAUUAACAUAAGGUUCAUCCGUAAAUUUGAUUCCCCUACCAAAUAACCUGGUUAAGUUUCUCCUUAAAGCUCAAAUUAAUCUCUCAGCAAAGGAAGAACCAAUUAAAUUCAUUUCUCCAUGCACCAAAGAACAAACCUCACAUCCAAACCUCAGUUUUGUUUAUGAAAUUGUUCUCUUUGAAAUCUUCUGCAAGGACCGAGUUUGUCACAAAUUUUCUUCAAAAAUGAUGAAAAGCACGUUUUGCUGUUUCGUGGUGCUCAGGGGUUGGUUUUUGUACUUUUCUGAACAUCAUCUUAGUGCUCACAGAAACACAUUUGUGAUCAAGGCUUUCUGCUACAAUUACUAUCCUUGUUGCUGAGUUACCUGAGUUGUGAAAACCUGGAGCAUUCUCAAGUGGAUGCUCUUGAGUGGAUGUUGAUCAGAGUGGUGUGCAGUUAGCAGAUGAGGGCUAAUGUUCACAUGUGUUUGACAACAGCAUUUAGGCUGUGUCCCCAACAGGCUGCCUUUACUAGUGUUUUCUAGUGCUGCACACAGACGUGAAGUGUGCGCAGUACACACUGUUCAAGGACAGAUUGGUGUAUUCAAUUGAAGUAACUACUACUUACUCUGUUUGCUCAAUUCUCAUCUUUUUGUCCUGAAUGUGUUUUUAUUUCACAGCUUUGGGAUUCAGCAUGAUGGCAGUGGUAAUGACUGCGAACCCAUCGGGAAACGGCCGUUCGUCAUGUCUCCACAGCUCCUGUACGGCACCUCUCUGCCCAAGUGGUCACGCUGUAGCCGCCAGUACAUCACCCGCUUUCUCGAGUGAGUGCCACACGUGAUGUACCAACACACAGCUGUCUGACGUUUAUGUUCAAUGUUACUGCUCCCAUAACUUUUUGAAUGUAUGUGUCAAGAGAUCUCCAAGGGCCGCCUUUAAACAUAAUCUGUCCACACACACUAUUCUGUAAAAAACUAGAAGCAAUAAAUUUAAAGAGACAUCAUGCAAAUACUGCUCCCCCGACACAGACCAGGAUUUCUGCUCAUUUCAAGCAACGACUUUAUACCAUUUCUGAAGAUGAAUAUGGUCACCAUGAUGUAUGAUCAUAUAUUUUACACCUUUUUGAGAACACUUUAAAAUGAGGCUUGCCUCUAUAAUUUAUAAAAACACAAUAUGGCCAAACUGAUAAUGCAACAUUAUGCAGUAUAGACUGUAUAUAGAAUGGACAGAGUUUGCCUCCUCACUGGGUGAAGCCACUCUGAGAACAGCACCCUCUGUUGAUGGGCUGCAGUAUAGGUCAUAAAUCCCGCCUCCACCAGCAAAGCUUAUGGGACUGUGGACAAACUUCAGAAAUUUAUUACACAGAACAUAAAUUUUUCUCCCCCCUGCUUGUGAUGUUGACAUGUAGUUAUUGUAAGACUGGUUUGUGCUCAAGUCCUCUUGUUUCUGAACAGCUCCAUUUUUAAAAGUUAUUAGGGGGGUCAUGAUUUCUAUGAUUGACACCUGAUACAGCCUAUGGGCGUUCAGGGACUGCGUCGCUCACCCGGGGGGAUACGCUGUUUGAGCCGAGCGUCAUCACAGGGACUCUCGGCAACUGCGUGGCCAAAUGUGUGCAUCGCUAUUGCGCAGCGCUGGUUUCAGGAAAUGAAGAAAAAUCCCGGAAAUAUCGAGAGCUAUUUGGCUUCAAAUCCGUAUACAGGCGGGAGGCGGAACCAAGUUGUCCAUAUUAUAGACAGUCUAUGUUAUGCACUAAAAGUGCUGUUUAAUCAUAGUUGUAAAUGUUGAUGGUUAUUUAUAGUGCAUCAUACAGUUUUCAUAACUCAUUAUAAUAACUGAAUUUAUAAGGAAUUUAUUGCCUGAAAAGCAUUUACAAUUUUUUUUUGUAAUUUUGAUCUUAUUCUUUUUCACUUUAAGCAGACAGUGAUGACUUAAAGUGACUUACAACUAUCUUGCAGUGGAUUUCUUCAUGCUUAAGGCAUGUAAUGACUACUUACAGUGACUUAUAAUCACAUCAUAAUGCAUCAUAAUAGUGUUAUAGAAUUAUUAUAAUGAAUAACUAGUAUGAAAAUUUUAACCUUUGAAAACACAAUGAGUGUUCAGCAACUAUAUUGUAUCGGCAUCCAACCAUCAUCAUGUUAUGUUUUAAUGAUGUUUGAUAAUAAUAUAUAAUAUGAAUAUUUAUGAAUUCUUAUAACCAUAUCCACACCAUAACAAACAUGGUAAGUAUGUCCAUACAUAUACAUUUCAUUUGCUUCCCUGGAGAACUUUACAAUUGCAUUCAUUUAUGAGACCUUUUUAAGCAACACGGCACCUUUUAAUAUUUCAGCAAAUGUUGUCCUCUACAUGUUUUUAGAGAAUAACUCACCUCUUGAAAAACAGCGUGCUGUAACUGCCUGUUAAACUCUGGCCCUGUAGAAGCACUCACAGGCUUUAACAAACAAUAAGGAAACAAUAAUCUCAAAUAUGAUGGUCUUGUUGGCUGUUUUUGGUCAUAAACAGGCAUCAGUGUGAUUUUCAGCCUGUUUCAUAACCAGUUAAAAAACUCCACCCCAAGAGCUUUAAAGCUUCCUCUCCCUCCGAUCCAAUAAACUGAAGGGAUAGAACGAAUUAUGCAAGAUAAAAUGAGUUCUGCUUGUAAAGUCACACCCGGGUUUAAUUAUUGUUGUUGUUGUUUCAACAGUUUAUGAGACAGCAUUGUUCAAAUUCAACCUGUCUUAAAUUUUUCAUGAUUUCCUGACCUGAGGGCAGAAACACUCAACUAUAAUAUGUAUCACACGUAGUUUCUGCUGUGGAUUCAGACUUUAUAAACAGCUCUAAUCUGCAGUAAACCAUCGUUUGGAGCAGCACUUGCACAGUUUAGAGAUAUUUUUCUACAGCUUGUCAUCAUAACCACUCAAACUCAUCAUACUGUACAGCUUCUGCGCAUUUGUCUCCUUUUACCAUGAUAAAUCAAAGCUGACCUGCUAUCUGAUAAGACUUCUUUCAUUUUUUGGUUUGUUAGUAAUAAGUUCUAAGAUCAUCAUUAUUUAAGCUUGCUGUCUGAUGACCGUGGAGUCUGAAACAUUGGUCAGGCUAUCAUUUAGAGGUUAUAGAGAAAGAAAUAGACUAACAUAAUAAGGGCAUUUUUAAUUUAUUAAUGUAGGAUUUAUUUAUUUUAUAGAGCUAAGGUGGUCUAAAUGCCAUUGUUCUCAUUUACUGUGCUGAUAUUACAGUUUGACAAAAAUAUACGCUGAUACUGUAUGUCUGUAUAUUUGUCUAUAUCUAUCUACAGCAAAGCAUGCGAGCGUCAGUCAUGUAUAUGGUCAGCUGCUGCUGUCAAAGACCGGCUCUGUGAUUCUGGCUUUGACAUGACGAGUGUUAAAUGUCUGAAAUAGUUCACUACAGUUGCCCCAGUUUUCAGCGCCAAGCAUCUGGAAUCCAUUUAGUGGGUGUUCAGCUACUCCGCAGCAUUGUAGCUCCCUGACUUCACGUUAGAGAGAAAAUAAAGGCAGAGGGCGAUAUUAUUUACACUUGUGGGAGUUCGCUUCACAAAGGCUACUGGUUUGUGUGUGCUAGGGAAUGUGUGUAUGUUUGUGUGUGUAUGUUACGGUAAUUAAAAAGGAGACAAGGCUGUGUCAGCAGUUUGUCCACAUUGUAGUAUAUCAGUCUUUAUCUCAGAGUCAGCCUGGCAUCAUUACUCAAGGCCGUACUGUAUGGAGAGUUGGCUCGCUGUAUUGGUAUGACACCUAAAGAGCAGCUGUGGCUUAAACAGAAUUUAGUUAUAAGAUUUUAAUUUGAUUUCUCCGUGAACUGAAAAGCUUGACAGGUGAAACGUUUUACAUUUUGGAAAUAAUACCAUAGUCAUGGGAAGUCUACCUCCAAGCAGCAUAAAAGGCCUGGUCUACAUUUCACGGUGAAGCGUUAAAUAUGAUUCAGAUACCUCACAGUGGACAGAAUGAGGGACAGGGAUGGGAAAACAGAUCAACCUGCUGACAACGGAUGUGAUGGUAGUAGUUUAAAAUGUGCACUUGACUGGAGAAAACUCUUUGUAGUUAUAUCUGUGGCCAGUUUUUGAGAGAAGAAGAUGGUGGAAAAAACACUGAGAAAGAGAGAGGGGAACGACAUGCAGUCAAGGGUCGCAGUUUGAAACCAGUCAUUUCUUGAUUUGAAGUUUGAUAGUUAAAAACCAGCUGGACCUGUCCUACAACGUCCAGGCUCAGGUCAGGUCUUAAGCACUCAUCCCAAAGAGUUGUUCAGAAAGGCUGGAAAACCCAUCCAGGAAUAAUGCAAACAUUUUUAUGUCAGGUAUAAUGAAACUUAAUGGACGUCCAACAUUGUAACAUUAUAUGUCUGUGAAAAAACAUAGAUUUACAUAACAGGGCUGCAAAACUGGGUUACCACAGCUGUUCACUGCUGAAGGUUGUUAGAAGCUCUACUUCUUUUUCAAUUUAACCCCUGAUAUUUAUCUCUUUUUCUCCGUCUUCUUCACAGCAGCUUUUUCCUCCAUUUUCACUGUUUUACAUCUUUCUCUGACUGCGGUACAAAGCUUCCAUUGUAUACGACUUCAGUCCCUCUGGGCUCCGCUGCUCACGCUGUGUCAGAGACUUUUGUCUGUAGGUGUUAUUUUAUGAGGAAUGUAGAAGGUCACCCUCAGCUGGAGUUUAGAUAUUAUCUUAUCGAUGAACCUCUCGUAAACACGGCCACUCUUUGUUGUCCACAGGAGAAUUCCUGAGAGGCCAAAAAGGGCGAGUGGAGAGAAGAUUAUUUGCGUUUUUUUGAAGUUAAUUGAGUUGCUGCAAACAGUCACAGCAUGGAGAUAUCUGAUGCAUAGCAUAGGUUGAUCCCAGCUCGUGUAUUGAUUGUUGAUUUGCUUUGAACUUAAUUGAUUCUGGAAACAGUUAAUUAAAAUCCAUAAACUGUUCCAGGAAAGCCGGCGUCGACAAAGGCGACAGAAGAACCUAAUUUGGCCCCAGAGGUGUUUUUAGUGCAGAGGCACUCAUGGAGAACAUUUUAAUUGCUACUGUUCAGUGGGCGGCGAGAGGUCAUGUUGGAUUAAUGAUUUUGUUGAUAAAUCCAGAACAAAAGCCUGUAAAUCUUUCAAUCUGAUUUGGCAGCCUUCAGUCUAUAGGUUCACACGUGGGAGUAAAACGUCAAGAGGUGACUUAGAGAAAAAAGCAGAACAAAGUCGGUGUAAAAAUAGAAAUGUAAUCAUGUUAAAGGCUCCAACAUAAUAAUCUUAAUUUAUGUUAUUUCAAAAGUAUUUUCUAGUUAAAACCAUUUUAACCUUUAUUACAGAUUUUGGUUUGUACUGUCAGUAAAUGCAUUUUUCAUUUUACAGGAAUUAUCUCUGAUUUACUCUGAUGAGUGCAUCAGAAAAACUUUAUCCAAUCUUUGUUCAAAAAGUCAGAGCCAUAAAAGUAGUUCAUGACUUUUCGCAAAUAUAAAUCAUAAUGUUGUUAAACGGGAUAAUUUGUGACCUCUCGAGUUGACUACAGAACAUUUUGUUUCUGAUAACUGAAACUUCAUUAUGUGUCAAGAAAUGUAGAUAGUUUUUGAUAUUUUUGAGAUAAAUUUGAUUGAAAUUUGACUUCAACAGGAACGCAGUGUUUAUUAACCCUGUAAAUGAUAAACAUCCUGUGCAUGUUAUUUAAAGUUUAGCAUCUGUAAAGCUCAUUGAUUUUAUUGUAUCCUUUUCCUUGUAGGUGUUUAUUUGGUGUGAAUGUUCCCAAUGCAGCAGAGCCAAAAGACUCUGCACUCAACUUUUUCUCUCACAGGUUUUCAGUAGAAAUAAAAAAAUAUAUGUAUAUUUCUUUGAGGCUCUUAAGCUUCAUAUUUUCCCUCUUAGUGAAAGCUUACAUGCUGAAGCUCUCUGCAUAUCUGCCUUCAUACCUAUUUAGGACUCUCAGUGUGAUUUGUGUCACUUCUUCAAAAGGUCUGUCGACAUCUUUCAUUGUGGCACUGCAGAUCGAUAAAGGACAACACUUAGUGGACUGAAUAAAUCAAAACCACAUUUCUGCUUUUAACUUGAGACGUUUGCUUUGUGUCAGCUCAGACAUCUCCAGUUGAGUUAUGCUUGUAAUUGAAAUUCAUAUCACAAAGUUCGUGUUAAUUAAAGGAUCAGAGGCUCAUCACGAUCCCAUCUCAGCUCCCAUUAUAAAGGUCUGAGCGCUGGCUAAUUGACAACAUGAAGGGACUGAAUGAUUAAUCUGUAUGUCAAGAUUUCAUCUUUGUUUAAGAUGACUGCUGUGAUUUAUCAGAGUUAAAAACGUUUGUAAAAAGGAAAUUUUAUCUUUUAAUCUGUUGUUGCCCCGUGCGUGUCUGAGAUAAUCAGACAGCUACUUAAGAAAGAAAUGUUAAACUCUAAAUGUAGAAUUUCUUCACUAUUUUUUCUUUAAGUUGCGAACUUAACUCUCCAAGCUAUAAUCUGUCAGAUUUCUGUUCUUCCGUCACUUUCUGCUCCCACCUGUUCUGUUAGGAAAAUACAUUGGUGUCAAAACUCUAUCUAGGAAAUUUCUCUCUGUGAAAUAAUGAUUACCAUGACUGGCAGACUUAAGUGUAAUUGGGCACAAAUGACAGGAUAUAAUGAGCUCUCACCCAAGAGUUAAAUGCUUCUCUUUUCUGUAUUCCUUCCUCUUAAAGUCGCUCAUAGUCAGGAAAUUACCCACAGCUAAUUUGAGAUUAAGUCCGACCGACUAUACAUGUUCCCAUCAUCAAAAUAAGUGCCUUUGCUCGAUUCAUAGAGCAGAAUGAAUCCCUGCAUCACUAUGAACCAAUUCCCAGGUAAUGCAUGUAAAAGAGGAACUGACAUAAACAUUUAGGUGGUGAUAGAGUUUUUUUUUAAUGCAUGAAUGUGAUUUUUUUUUUUUUAAAGUAAUUGACUCAUUUAGCUUCAGGCUUGUGUCAGUUCUUAUUGGAAAAGAAAAUGAAACUUUCUCUGUCAAAUCACCUCCGAAAUACAUUCAAUCAGCCAACUUUUUCCUGUGCCUUUUAACAAAACACGAUCUCCCCUGCCAAGGGUAUUAAACUUGCAGAAGUAUCACUGCAAUUUAUGAAAAAGGUUAUUACUAAUGCUCUGUUUGGCAAGGUUUGUUUUUAUGCAGAUGUUUGUUCUUGCACAAAGAGAUGACCUUAAAGCUACAACCCCCUCCUUAAUUAGCAUGCCCUUUAAAUACCAAUUGUGUAGCAGAAGCUCAUUGCUUUUAUACAUUUUUUGCUCAUGGUUGUGUUGUUAAUGUUUGUAUUUUUAUUUCCAUAACCCAAGAAACUGCCGGAGAGAAUGUCCCCUAUUCUGUUUAUCUCUGAUGGAUUAUGAACUCAUUUCCAAUAGUCUAGUCAUUUGUCUAAUGCACAUUUAUAUAAAGAAAGCUGCUGAAGUUUAAGAGCCAAGAGAGAUAUGGGAAGAGACGAGUAGAGAGCAGGGAAGACAUGCAGCAUAGAGACCUAAACCUGCCACUGCUGGAUUAUGGUCUUUAUUUAUGAGAUGCAGCCUUUAGUGGCCAAUCUGGCUCCUCUGUAAUAAUAAUUUAGUUAAUUCCAUCUGCUUUGUGUUAAUACUCCUUUGUAAUUACGCUAGCUUGGAAAUGUCGGAUGGAUACACAAAAUAACAGCUCCUGAUAACAGAUUUUCUAUCAUCUGCAUCCUUCAAAUGUAGGUGUAAUCAUGAGUCAUUGAACCUUUUUUUAUAGUUGAAAUUGCAGAGAGGAAAGCUAAAGUAAUUUUCUAGUCAGAAUGUGGCUCUAUGUUAUUAUGUGGAAAAAAAAGAGACUGAUAGGACUCUGAUUUUUCUUCUAUCUCCCCUCACAGCCGCGGCUGGGGCUGGUGUCUGGACGAUGCUCCAGUGAAGGACAAGCUGUCCCUGAACUCGGUGCUCCCUGGGGUUCUGUACAGUGCAGCUCAUCAGUGCCGGCUGCAGUAUGGAUCUGGGUCUGUGCUCUGUGAUGACAUGGAUGUAAGUCUUUCAACACAACAAAGACACAAAAAAUGAUCCAGACAAAGAGAUGCGUGGUGGUACGGUCAGAUUAUAUUCUGUCAUCUUAUUUCUUGCACGUGUCUUCAGAACAGCUUCAUUAUCUUUGACUUGACUUAAAUUGCUCAUCUUCAAACACAAAAUGUUUCUUUUUAGUGGAAUAACUUUCUCCAUUAUUCCCUUUUCCAUCAUGUGGUCAAUACAGCAUAAAAGGUUCAAAGUUCCUAUUAACCUCUAUUGUCCACAGACCAAAUUGGCUGAAACCAUUCGCUGCUUUCAGCCUCAAUAUUCUUCAACAAAGAGCAACAUGGGUGUCACACAGGACAGAAACCUCCCUCAGUGUCUUUCCUUGCCAUCCUUUACAACAAUGAAUCUUAUUCAUAAACUCGCAUCAGUUUAUCAACAUUAGACACAAAGAAGUCCCAAUCAUCAGGUAUCGCUAAACACUUGAAUAAUAUUUAACUCUUGACUAUUUUUGGUUUUGCUUAAAGAUCCAGCUGAAGCUCCUGUUAGGAGUGUUUGUAUAGACAUUCAUGUUUUUGUUUUUUUUAUCAGCUACCAAAGCAAAAACAUUCGAUAAAUUUCAUAUCCUGAACUUUUUAAAUGCUUAAAUGCGAGUCCCCGCACUGCACACGAUAGACUUUCUUUACAUUUUCCACUGCAAAAAAACUACAGUGUGAUCUAUUUGAAAGACACAAGAUGAUAUAUUUUAUCAGAAAUGUUCUUUAUAGGACAAGAUGAUGAAGAGUUUAGAGGUAGUCCUCUGUCCAAAAGACACUAACCCCACGGAAACAAGACAGAUCUCAACUGAUUUUCAGGAUGAUUUCAGCUUUCCUCCUUUUUAUCUCAAGUUAUUUCCCAUCUCUAAACUCUGCAGGAAGAAGUCCUUAUUAAAAUUACAGUAAAGCUCCUUUGAGAAAUUUUUGUUCCUUUCAAUGUUGUCACCCUCCCCUAGAUGAAGCAGUCUUCUCAAUAUCUUUAAUACAAUGAGGUGAUUUUGAAGCUAAUUCAGCUUUUAUUCAUUAAAUGUGUUUAAUCAAAAAGCUCUCGUCCUUUCUGCUAUGUUGUCUGACCUCCCUGAAAGGCGGUACUGUCAACAGUUCACUGCUCUGAAUGGUCGCUCUCAAAGGUUGAGUGAAAAACCAGUCAUCACUGAGGGGAGAGAGAAGCACUGUCAUUUGAAGUCAAGGACAACAAGGCAGAGUUUUAGACAGCCUCUCUGUGAAGCAUUCAGACUAUUGCUCUUGUUUUUUACAUAAAGGGAAAAAAUCUGAGUCAGAAAUACAAACAGGAGCCUGAGAGAGAGAGAGAGAGAGAGAGAGAGAAACACAGAGAGAGAGAGAAGUUCAAACUUCUUAAACUGGCUCAACUUUUGACACUGUUUUUCUUUUAUGGUGAAGUUUGUCCUUUGCUAUGAGUGCUCCCGCUAAUAUAUUUCAAACUUGAUAAGAUCCUCACAAGCCGUUCACUUGAAAGGUUAAAGUUGCUCUGUAUUAUGGCUGAAAGCAGCUUAAAAUGAUUUAUAACCAGUACAGUACGGUACAGCAGGAGCAGACAGAGACCACACACGUGUAUUUUUACACAUGCAGCGCAUUUCCUGAAAUUAAAAGCAUAACGUCCCAUAAACACGGUUUUUAACAGCAUGUGCAGAUUUAUAAGCACCCCACAGGCUCAUAAACCACCAGCCUGAGUUCACAUCACCCUGUUAUAUCCUGAUGAGCUAUCCCAAACAUAACGGCUGCUGUCAUAAUGCAGCGACUUCACAAUACUGAUUUGCUGAGGUCAAGCCGGAAACUGAAGUGUUUACGUAAAGUUCACUGAAAUCUAAAAAAUAUGUUUAAUCUUUGACUAAUUACAAAAAAUGUGGAGUUUGUGUGAAUAUGCAGAGAUUCAUGAAGCUCAGUCUCACUUCUAUUAAACACAAAAGGUGAAUUAAAUCAAUUUAACAUCCAACCUGCAAUCUUCCUGCCUGCCCAGUACGACUAUAACACAGAUGAUAUCUGUUUGAUAUCUGAAAGAUAUUAUUUUCUUAUUGCACAAGAGAGCAGCAGUUUUCAUUUUAACCUUGUGAGGGUAAAAUUGAGGUUUAUUCCCAUUCUGAUCUGCUCCUACAAGUCAACUAAGUUUUGAUAUUUUCUGAAAGCACCAUCUGCACUCCUGAAUAAUAUCACAAUUAUUUCCAGGAAUGCACCUGUAUUUUGUUCCCCACUCUGUGAAAACCUACUAAUUUUUGGCGACUGAGUUGGGGGUAAAUCAGACUGCUUUGUGUGGGAUUGUUUGUGUCGCUCGAUAUUCUGGUAGUUUGGGGAUUUGGGAGUUUCCUUAUUGAUUUAAUUUUUUUUCUUACAUGAGACACAUCGGGGGAGACGGCAGAUAAGUCCAAAUAAAUCUUGGAACAGGGACAGAUCAGCCAGCCAACUGGAAGAUCAGAUUCAGGUUUUUUUAUGAGCAUAACUCAUACGAAGAGGGGUGUUCAGUCACUGUGACCUUUCCAAUUCUUGAGGAAGUUAAUCUCUGCUCUGAGGAUCGAUGCAGUGCAUCUACACAGCCUUUAUCUCUGAAUUUUUAGUCACAAAGUUACACCUUUCUUUUUAGAAAGUAAAUCCAGGUUUAGCGCUGCAAUAGUUUAACUUGAGUUUGGAUUUAGAAGUUUGAAACUGUUUCCAUCUCAAAAGUUGUAUUAAUCUGCAGUGUUUGUGUUUCCAAUUAUCUCCUUUGACAAAUGUCAACAUGAAUGGAAGCUGACGUUCUCAGGAAGGUUGAUCCUUUAUUAGCAGCAAGUUUGACCUUUUGGUUUUAUCUGACUACACACACAUGCACACACAGAUUUUACAUGGAAAUGUAGUUACGCCAGACUGUUGCCUAUAAAACAUCUAGAUAUAGAGAUUGCAUUCUCAGUUUUAAGUUUCACAGUCAGAUGUGCAGACCUCCUUUAGUUUUCAUAUUUACAGUACAGAUGCGGGGUUUGCACCUAUGGUUCUGCUCGAAGCACAGCAGAUUGAAAGAUGAUUAGCCCUUGUUGUAUACUCUUAGCCGAGAGCCCACUGUUUCCUGUCUUCACAGUAAAGAUAAAAACAACAGUCCUCACUGAAUAGCUCUUGCUUCGGUGAAACGUUUUCACAACAAACAAUAGGCUGUCAGAGUCUCUUCAUUAGCGGAGGAGAACUGAAAAGCUUUUGUACCAGGUAACUAUUGAAAUCAUUCAGUCAAGUCAGACUAUACUCAGAGUCAGCCUUGAGAAAAAGUCUGUUGACAGAGGAAAAUGGUUGUUUUAUGAAAGCUGGAUGACCAUAUACAUUCGCGGGCAUGUACAACAGCCUUCUUGUUUUAAUUUAUUAUUAUGAGUUAUUUAACAUUAAUAAAAAGGUGAACAGCAGCGUAUCUCAGCAGGGUUUUUAUUCCAUAUAACGAGAGAUGUUAUGAGUGGUGAAAUGGUUUUUAUUCCUUAAAUGCAAUGCCUCCAAUAAACCUUGAAAAAGUACAUCGAUGCAAGCUUUGUGUCUAAAAUGUAAAAAGGCUGUUUAUGAAGAUGUUUCUGCUCUCCAAGAAUGUCUGCAGCACUCUGUGGUGCACCGUGGGAACAACCUGCCACUCAAAGCUGGAUGGAGCUGUGGAUGGGACCAGCUGUGGAGUGGACAAGGUGAGUCCAGAUCUCACCAUUUUAAAAGAUUAAAGAAAUGAGGGCUGGGACAUGUGUUCGUUUGAGACUGUGAUGUGAACAUGUCCUUUUUUUCAGUGGUGUUUCAGUGGACAGUGUGUAGCAGUUGGAUAUGAGCCUGAGAGCGUGGAUGGAGGCUGGGCAUCGUGGAGCGAGUGGUCGGCCUGCUCCAGGACAUGUGGAGCUGGAGUCCAGAGUGCCCAGAGAGACUGUGAUAACCCUGUGUGAGUAGACUUUGAUUUGAUUUUUGUUCCUGUGUCAUGCAUAUACAAAGAAACCGGAACCUCUGGUCUUGAGAAAUGAAGCUGAUGCGGAAGUGCUAAAAACUGCAGUUCCCAAAGUGGCCACUUGAGGCUGACUGCAACAUCACCGGAAACCAUGUGGGGAAUGAAAUCUUUUGAAAUGCUUUGUUUUUAAGGUUAUUAAAGUUAAAAGAUUAGUAAAUAAGAGGCAUGGCUGACUCGACUGACAGGCAGACACACCGAAGCUGAGAGGCUAAAGGUUCGCCUCUGGUGGGUUGACCAAAAUAAAUUCAAUAUGAAUGAAUUAAGGAAACUUCACUUGCCCAUUUUUCUCCAGAUUUAGCAUGUAGCUUUUUCCCGAUUUUGUUCAUACUGCAAACUAUGAACACAAACUAAAUUGCAAAAUAAAUUGUUUCCAUAGAUGUACUAUAGAAUCAGAAAAAAUGUGUGUAACCCACUGUGGGUUCAACAUCCUUUUACCUUUAGUUUAAAGAAAUUGGAGAAGGACUGUCUUUGUGCUUUAUUUGGGGGAAAGGAGGGACAUAUUUUGUUUUUCUACCUGUUCCUUUUGUGUCUGCAACAUCAGUUUGGAGAAAGAAGUCUUCCUCUCAUUACUCACAGAGAUAAUGACUGGGAGGUGAAAAAUGUGCCUGACAGAGCUGACACAAUACAUCCUCCACUGGGCAAACAGAAGAAGCUUGUGUUAACCCUCAGAGAGGAGCUUCAGUAACAAGAACAACAGAUGGAUACAACAGAAGCAGAAAAAUAUGUUAGUUUUUUAUGUUGGUGCACUUUGUGUAUGAUUUGAGUUUCACUUGUUAAUGUUUUAAGAUGUUAAAAUGAAUGUCAUUCUAUACACAAGUCAAGUUUCACUAAGUAUUUCUCUGGAUUUAAACUUUUUCUGACUAUUUAGUGAGACAUAUAAAUCUCUUGGAGUCAAAUAUGACAGCAGUAAAGGUUGCACACAAAUUCUUGCUAAGAUUUCAGCCAUUUGUGGGAGUGAAAGUAUCACUGAAGUUCGAGAAUAGUGAUCUGUGGGUUACCUGCAACUUAUAAACAACUCUAAACUGACAUCUCUGAAGCAACAGUUCAGGUCAGCAGUGAGACCAGGUCCAAGUCUAAACCUAAACCAUCGCUGCAUUCCCUGAACUCUCCUACAGUCCUGCAUACAGAGGAAAAUACUGUCUUGGAGAGCGACGAAGGUACAAGAUCUGUAACACAGCUCCAUGUCCGAAUGAACAGCUGAGCUUCAGGAACAUUCAGUGCUCUCAUUUCAACAGCCUGCCUUACAAGGGCAAGUUCUACAAGUGGGAGGCAGUCAUCAACCGAGGUGAGCGUGAUGAACAUCUUUCAGCGUUUGAAAGAGUUUUAGCUGACUUAAUAAAAUCAUCUUUUUAUCACACAUUUUUGUUUUUGUUUGGGUGUGUCUUAAAAACCUCCUCCAGUGAGCCCCUGUGAGCUGCACUGUCGCCCUCUCAAUGAAGAUUUCUCAGAAAAGCUGCGGGAUGCCGUUAUUGAUGGAACGCCGUGUUAUGAAGGGAAAAAAAGUAGAGACAUGUGCAUCAACGGCAUCUGUAAGGUAUCAACACUGUCUCUAAUUUCCUAUAUAUUCUCUGAGGAUAAUUGAUCAAUAAUUUAUCUCCUUUGCCAUGGAGGUCACAUGUUUUUUCUUAAUUCCUCCUCUGGGUAAACUAUGUUAACAUUAACCUUAUGAUGUUGAAAAUACACCCACUGCCACUGACUUGCUGUAUUUGCAGAUUAGAUUUGUUAAAGCAGGUCUGGCUGGUCUGUUUCUCCGACUCUCUCUCACUUAUUUUGUCUCUGUUUAAUUUCACUGCCUCACUGCUUUGUUAGUCUGCCGUAUCUUUAGCUGUCUGUCGGUAGUUGACCCUCACCUUGUUUUGUCUGCUGGCGAGCGUUGUGUAAUUGACAUUCUGCACAAAAAUGACUUAUUGAUAGAAAAACACGGCGGCUGUUAUCUUUCUGCUCUGGCCUAUCACCCUGGUCCAAAAUGUCACUCACUGAUACAGACAGUGUUUGGAUUUGGAGUGGACAGCAAACACAGACCUGCGGCCCUGAUUUCAUGACAUUCUGUGACAUUUUAGUCACGCAGUCGUUUUAAUUUCCUCCUAAGCUGCGCUGUUUACUUUUUUUGAAGAAACACUGUAAAAUUUUGGAUGGGGGAAGUUUGUUGUUUUCUCAAUAAAGUGAAAAACAGUGUAUAUUGUCAUGUAGUCACUGUAAGGGUUAUUUUAAUGAAGUCUGUCGUCCCAUUUUUCCCCAUGUGUCUGACAGAGUGUAGGUUGUGACUACGUGAUCGAGUCGAGCGCUGUGGAGGAUCGCUGCGGGGUUUGUCAUGGUAACGGCUCCACCUGUACAACUGUGAGGAGGACAUUUGAGGAGACUGAAGGACUGGGUUUGUUUGCUUUUUACUCGUGCUACCUUUUCACUGGGAGACAUUCUGACAUGUCAAAGGGGGACAAAACAUAAAAGAGUGACUAAUGUCCCAAUUCCAUCAAGGUUUUUCUGUUGCACCCAGAUGUUUCUCUCCCUCUUCUGUUGGUCUGAGCUCCAGGCAACAGAGAGGAAUGAGAGGGAUGCUUGGAAAAAGCAGAAAACAAAACUCAAACAAAAGCAUCGCAAUGUGCAACAAAUUUAAAAGGUUACAACUGGAAGGUUGGCGGUUCAAUUACUGCCCUACCAACAAACAAACAAACCACUGAGGUGAUGAGUCACCUAACUGACUCAGGCUAACUGACCUCAGGUGCAGUCAGAUAAGUGAAUCCCCAGAAAUCACCUCAGGAAGUUUCAAAAUAAACCGGGAAGCAACACAGAUGUAACGGUGUAAAGAAAUGUGUUGCUAAGGAACUUGUGCUGCGAGUACAAAUACUCUUUGUACUCUGUUUUCUCUCUUACAGCAAUGUACUAUCUGUGCUAUUCAAUAGAAAAAAAAACUUUCUGUCAUUGUUACACCAACACCAUAUGACAUUACAUAACAUGUCAGUUGAAUGUUUAUAGACUUCUCGCAGUCCUCUGUUUGGGGAACAAAGUGAGGGACAAUGAGUCACGAUGUUGGAGCUCAGAAAUGAUUAUGAUUGUAAAACAAAGAAGAUUUAAUAAACAGAUGAUUUCCACACUGGGAAUAUGCUUUAUGCCAAGGCCAGAGGAAAUAUUUGUUUUUCAUUAGCUGUUGUCAUGUCCUUAAAAACAGUCCAUUUACUAAACUGCAGACAUCCAUAAAUCAAACACUCUCUUUAAUGUUAAACUUACAAAAUCUCACCAAAAUAUUUUGGACUCAUAAAUUCAAUCACAUCAUCACUCUCAUGUCCGCCCUCAGGCUACGUGGACAUCGGACUGAUCCCAGAGGGAGCCCGGGACAUCCGCAUCGAAGAGAUGGCAGAAGCCGGGAAUUUUUUGGCUUUAAGAAGUGACACCCCAAACAAAUACUUCCUGAACGGUGGUUGGACAAUCCAGUGGAACGGAGAGUACAAAGCAGCAGGGACAGUGUUUACCUAUGAAAGGACAGGACACCUGGAGAACCUGACAUCCCCCGGACCCACCAUGGAGCCGCUGUGGAUUCAGGUAGGGUGAACAGUUCACAGCUGUGUCCUUUUGAUGAUAAUUAAAUAACAAUUGAAUUAAGUUUGUCUGAACUCUCCUCAUACUUUGCAUUGUUCAAAAAUGAUGAAUAUCCAGUAAUCAAGAAAGAAUGAGAGAAAAGUGACAACAUCCGAAGACUAUUUGUUCCAUAUCUGUGUGUUGUAGCUCCUCUUUCAAGAGACCAAUCCAGGAGUGCGGUACGAGUACACCAUCAGUCGAAAUGUCUCAGAGGACAACGAACUCCCUGCUUCAGUUUUCUUCUGGAAAUACGGUUCAUGGACUGAAUGCAGUGUCACCUGUGGAAGAGGUAGGAGAGACCACUUUAAGUUCUGCAAGGGAUGCCUUUAAAGCUGGAUACAUUUUUCAUGUUAAACUUUUAAAGCCUCCUGGAAUCUAUAAAAGUACCAAGAUAUGAAUAUAAGUUUUCCUUUUUUGUUUUAUUGGGUUAUUUUGUCUGCAGAGUUUACUGUUUGGGCUGCCAAAAUGAGUUUAACAAUAAAUAUAAAAAUAACAGAUCCUCUAAAAACAAAUAACAUUAAAGUGAAUACAAACACUAUACUCAGAUUAGAUUUAUAGCUGUUUAUUUGAUAUUGACUCUGAUGACAAGAAUAUAAAUCCAGAGUGAGAAAAAUAGAAUGAAAAUGGAGCAAAAUGAAAGUAAAUGAAAUAAACUCCAGAUCUUUAUUUAAAAAACUGACAUUUCUCAAAAGCACUGUUGAACAAAAUCAGUUUUCUGAGGUUUGAAAGGUCAAACUCACUUUACCUGCUGGAGUUUUUUGAUAGACUUUUUCCCUGCUGCCAGUUAUAUUGGUCGUGCACGAUUGGUGCUGUACCCCUCUGGCCCUGACCUGAAGCCUGUGCUGAAUCAAAAGUUCUUGGACUCAACACUCCAUCAUGUUGCAUCUGUCAAAAGCUUGACUUUUUCAUUCUUACACGGAAAACACUCAACAGGACGCUUUCUAAAAGCCAUGAGGCUCAAAGCUUCCCGUUUUAUUCUGUAUGAAGAUUUAACCUUGCAGGUUCUUUUGAAAAGUUUCAGUGACAGGAAGUCAAUUACAGCUUACACUGUGUGAGGCUGGUAACCUUUCUGGCAUUUUGCUUUGUAUCAAAAUCCUUUAAUUGUUCUGUUUUGUAAGUCAGCCAUAUUUAAAUAAAGAAAAUAGAUCAAAGAUUCUUGUCACGGGGUUGGUGGCGGUCUGAGAUUAAAAACUGAACGUGUUUUUAUUCAGAGAUAUCUUUUAUUUAUGCACGACUUGUAAUCAAGAGAAAAAAAGCAGCACUUUUUCAAUUAUCCCUUCCUUCACAACAAAUCACAUGCCCAUUUCCUCUCUUAUUUUGGAAACUCGACGGUGCACACGAAUACCACAGUUUUAUGAACGUGGUGGAGAGGGACAUGAAAAUGAAUUCCUCAGUGUGUUAUCAUAAGCUGACCUGGAGCGUGAAGGUUUUAAACUUUAACCAGGUGACUGAAUUAUUAGAAAUUGAUCAAACUCAUGUCUUAAACUUUGGCCUGUUUUUGCAGCACAUGCAGCAGAGUUUAAAUUCCACUGGUGAAAUGCUACUUUCUUCAGUUUCAAAUACACAAACUUUUACCUUUUUAUAAAAAAAACAAUUUCCUUAUACUUUUCUCAGGUUACUAAAGUUUAGAGUUUCUUCACAGGACAUAUUUUCCUCUGUAUCUGUAAAGCACCUCAGCGUCCCCCAGGAAUCCUGAGUUUGUUGUCUCUGAUCUGUCAGAGGAGCCUGGAGUUGUGACCUACAUUCAUGCAGUCAGGAUCAGUAAGGAGCUUCACAGUGUGAAUGAAAGAAAAUGAGCCAUAGCGUCUGCUUGAGCUGUAGGAGAGUGUAUAGGAUGUGACGGCUUCUUUUCAUGAGGUUGAACAGUAAACCCAUCUCAGAAAGUGCUGCUGCUUAGGAAAUCACUCCGUAUGGUGCUUUUAAAGGAAUAUAGUUCACUUUAAUGAGAAACACGGCAGCAUAAAUAAAGUAUUCCCAACACUGCAGAGGAGACUUCAGGUUUGUUUAUCCUAAUGAUUUAUCUUCUUUAAUUGGCUGCUGAUGAAAUAUAGUGCAUUUUUUAGUCUAAUUAGUAAGAGCCCUGAGAAAGUCCAGCUCAGGUGGUACAUUUCAGCUAUUUGAUAUUCUCCACAGACAUUGGUAUAAAUUUCAUGUGUGGAGAAAAAAAGGUUUUAUAAACCACCCGAAACAAAGCAGAGCUUAUUAUUCGUCUGGUUUAAACAGGAGACUCAUGAACAAAGUCAUCUAAUUUUACCAUACCCUGUCCAUUUUCUAAUUUUAAGUCAUGCUUUCAAAGAACAUUACGCAUCCUUUCAAAAUAAAAGCAUAAAAAGAUCAAGCACACACACAUGUGCCAGAACAUGUGUGAGGGCAAAAUUUUACAGAACGUGACGUCCAAGAAAACAAGCCGACAUAAAAAGUAAAAACUCUUGUGAAUAAUUCUUUUCUAAACUGAGUUUGACUCACAGCUUGUUUGAAAUUCCUCUCACUCUGUUAAAACUGUCUCCCCUCCAGCUUUGUCUGCUGAGUUUACCGUCCUCCUUACUCCUCCUUCUUUAUCUCUAACAAAGUGUUUUCUCUCCACCUUUUUUCUUUUUCAUAUUAAAGUUUUUUUUAUUUAUUCAGUGUGCCCUUCUCUCACUGUGAUGCUGGGAUUAAAACUCUUGUGUUUGCUGGAGGGGAUUCCUGUGUUAUGGGCUGGUGUUGUUGUGGGUUUUUAAAAUGUCUGUAGCUCAGAGACAGAUGCAGGUUUGGAUGUGGAGCUUGUUACUGUAAAUAAAAGAAGAGAUACUAAAGUGUUUGUUGAAAGAAGCAGCAUUGCUGACGGUGUUGUUAGGGCUUUAUCACCUUUAUUACACAUGACGGCUGAAGAGAGAGACAGGAAACAAGGCGAGUAGAGAGUGAGGGUUGAGUCAUCAGGUAAAUGUGCAACAAGGACUCAAGUCUGUUUACACAGGAGCUUUUGUAACCAUCUGUUUCUUUGUUGGCCUGGUCCAUCUUUUCCUUAAGUGAAAUCUUUUACAGUCUGUUUACAAACAGUCUUCUACGGAGUCCAAAUGUUCCUGUAAAUAAAUUAUGCAGAUGUUUUACUCAGAAAAUCCACGUUCUCACUCAUUCACAUCAAAGAUGAUAUGAUAGUUGUGUUGUUUCUGUCUGUCAGGUUAAGGGUUUUACCUUAAUUUUGACUCGAAAGCAUCUACCAUGGUGCUGCAUCAAAGGAAAGUCAUUUUUUAGAGUGUUAUUGAGCUAUAGCUGCUGUGAGCCUAUGUUAUUAUCAUGGCUCAGAGUGUUUACCAGCUUUUUCUGCCUUUUUUUUGUCCCUCACUGUUUUUUAAUAUCAUCCAGCUGUCAGGUCCAAGCCGCGAUGCCUUUGAAGGUGUAAAUUAGAUAUCUGAUAUGUACCGUGGCCCCAGUGAGAACGGGGCAGAGGGCACUGAGGGGGGAAGGGGGUCUCCUGCUCUGGUGGGUCUGAAUCCCCUCAGGAGGGGAAAGAAAUGAUGGAGGGGGAACAACAGGAGGGAAUGAAUCUGUCACAGAUUUAGGAUUAAAUCUGUUUCUUCCCAACUUUUCCUGAUGUAGAUGGGAAUUUGUUAAACAUUGGUUAGAUUGGAAGUGAUGAUUUGAAUCAGCACUUCAAGCUGUCAAACAUACAGUGAGAAGGAUUUGUUGGACUCAUAACUGUGCAGCUUGGCAUGUUUUCUAUAACGAGACAUGUUUUCAUGUUUCCCAUUUCUGGCUGUCGUUCAGCUUCUAAAUUACACGCUUAGUGCUCUUCAUGUACUGUACCCUAUAUUUAUGACCAUUAUUGCUUAGAUCGAUAUACCUGGCAGCCAGUAUUUUGUGUUUGAGUAUCUUAUUUCUGAUAAAAGUGUUUCUCUCCUCCUGCUAAUGUUCCAGGUGUUCAGAGGCAGAUUGUGCACUGUGUGGAAAAGACAACAGGGAUCGUGGGGGAGCAUUUCUGUGACCCCUCAACCCGACCUGAUGAUAACCAAACCAGCUGCAGCAAGGAGUCAUGUCCGGCCAUGUGAGUCCACCUGACAGACAGGGUUUAAAGGAUCACACCAGCCGUAAUUGUUUUUCUAUCCUCUUAAGGACAAAACAACUGCCCUUGUUGUGUGCAACCCAGCUCAGAGAAAAUAACUGGUGUGAUUGCAUGUUUUUGAUCACAAGGAAGGAGGAAGAAGAAAGGAAGUAAAUUGUAUUUUAGAUUGUUGGUUACAGAGAGCGCCACAAGCUGAGAAAUAAAAGCAAAUAACACAAAUCAAAGUACAGAUGCAACAAAAGGGGAAACAAGAGGUCACAAAAAGGCUUUCUUGCACACAUAAAUUUUGCACAGCGGCUUGAAGCAGCCCAAAGACAACAUACAUGAUUGCCUUUUGUUUUGCAGUUAAAGCAAUGUAUGGAAAGGAAGCCAAGGUUCGAUGAUCUGAAGGGACGCGGAGUGGAAAAUGGAGGGUAAAGUUUAGAAAUGUAGCAGGGGCAAGACCAUAGAGCUCUGCUGGAUCCUCUGAAUUUAACAGUGAAGCAAGAAAAGGGAAGAUACAGGACUGAUGGCUGGUUGGAGUCAAUUACCUAGAGCUGCAUUUGAGCUGAUUGUAACAGGCUGCAUUUGGUGAUAUGAUGGCUGACGGUCAUUUGUAGGUCAUAGAUAAUGUCUUUAAACCAGCACUGGUAUUGAUUUUUAGUUAUAAUGGACAUUGGAAGUUUUUCAGUUCUGUCAGUGUUCAGCUUGAGGAAAUGAAGUGACAACCACUCACAGACAGAAAAAAUACAGUUAUGGAAAGAGGACCGUAGAUGCAAGUUGUUGAUUUUGGCAGGAAAAUAGAACAGUGUACCAUAUGCACGAUAACAAUGAUGAUGAUACAUCAGGGGAUAGGCCAGAAACAGAAAAAAGAAAACAGAGGAUGUCUGUAAAGGUUCUCAGUCAUCUUGGUAAUUCCAGUCUUGGUCCAAAAGGUAUCUGGACUUGGUCAAAGAUCUUUAAGAUGCUUUGCUGCACACUUGACAGGCCUGGUGGUCAAAAUGUGACAAAUUUGCUCCAAGUGACAAAGGGGAGAAUCAUUUAUGUAAACCAAAUAUAGAUAAUUAUGGUCAUGUUAGUCAGAUAGAUUUAAUGAAUGCAGCUUUUGGAUGAGUGUUUGGGAAAAACCACACCAGCUGGUUGAAUCCGUGGAGGAAAAAAGGAGAUAGAGGUUGGAGUGGAAGUCGUUUAAUUAAGCAGAGACCACCUGCACUCAGGUGUGAACAGUUUUCCUGAUGGACCCUCCUGAAUCUUUCUAUUGGAGCUGGGAGCCCAAACAAACCGAGCCGACAGAAAGAGAGGAGCAAGAUGUCAAAAUAGAUGAAAGCGUUAAAAGUGGCCGAGCAUUUCACAGUUGGAAAAAAAAGUCAGACACUCUGCCUAACUUUGCUACCUUAGAGUAAAGCAUUUCUCGAAGCACGUGAGCCGAGGUAAUCAUAAGAAUAUGAGUUGGACUAAAGUGUCCUUGAAGAUAUGAAAUAGCUUUUUUUAUUACUUCAGGUUCUAUUGUGAUGUCUGCACAUGCUUGUUUCUAAUCUGUUUUUGAUUGAGCGUCACGUGGAGCGAGUGGAGAUUCAAGGAGGAGUAACUGAGGACAGAGGAGACAAUUUCCUUUCCACAGGUCUUUAUUUGCACCUUCACUUCUUGAUUGAAAAUUUUCCCCUUAAUUCCCAGAAUUUAGCACAAAUUAUGGUUAUUUCCAGACAUGGCUGACAGGUUGUUUGAACUACUUAUGAUGGAAAGAUUACACUUCAAUGUACAUUUCAUUGCAGGAAAUAGUUUCGGUGACUCAGUUCAGAAUUUCCCUCCAGAAUAAAACGAUUUUCAACAGAUUGGCAGAGCGCUACAAGCAAUAAAGUUCACCAAAAUGCAAAGCUGAGUUGUUAUUCGUCGUUUCUGUAGAUUCUCAUCUUCAAUUUAUUUAGUCAUUUAUUCUUAAUAAUUAAAAAUGAGAGGCUGUUUUUCUUCUUCUCCGUGAACUAUGAAACAAUAGAUUAAUUUAGCUUUUUUCUUUCAUUGUUUACCAUUCCCACACAGAAUUAAAGUACACCUGAACCACCAAAAGGAAGACCUCUAUGCACAAAUCUCAGUAAACAUCUGUAAAUGGCAGGAACUCAAUACACCGUAAUACUUUUUGACACUCAUGAGUAAAUGAUGUACACGUGUUUGUUUUGCCUGUGUUUUGGGUGGGCCUAAAUGAAUAUUUUGCAGCUCACAGUGGGUUUGGAGGGAAACAAAGAGUUGUGUUUAAAGUAGAGAGUUCAGGUUUAGUCAUAAUUUUGUUUUGUCCUUUCUUUGUUUGUUUGUUUUUCAUUUCUACUUUUUGGUUUUGCUUAAAUAGAAGUGUAAAAUGCUUACACCACUUGAUUGUCAAGCGAAACUAAGAAUGACUCAGUGUUUCAACCACACUCUUUAAUCAGUCAGUGAAAAAAAAAGCCAGGAAUGUUUUUGGGCGCAGCGUGAAAUAUCAAAUCUGUUCCCACAAUUUUAAUUUCAAAGUGAAAUUAUUUUUUUUAUUCAUGACUAGAAUCAAAACAAACAUGAUGUGAAUAAAAAAAACCUUUCUAAUGAUACACAGAAAAAGACCAGCUUUGUCUCCAUCACCCUCCUGCAGAAUAAACUCUGUCAUUAUGUCCUCCAGUGACCAUGGUGUUCAUCUCUGAGUGGCUGAAAAUGUGAUCAGGGACUUCAUGUUUCGACAGAAAGAAAUUUCACCUUUUGGUUUGACAACAGCUUUACACCCUGGAAACACAGGGUGUCCUCAGGACAACAAAAUUGCACACACUUAACCUUUACAACACAGACAACAGCUGUCUUUGUGCAGCGGUGAAAUAUUGCUACUUUCCAUCAAAGUAUUUAUUCAUAAGGUUGCAUAUGCUGACGCUUUUUGUGUGUCUGUGUGUAGAUGGUGGUCUGGAGAGUGGCAGAAAUGCUCAGCGAGCUGUGGCAGCUCAGGUCUGACUAAAAGGACAGUACUCUGUAUUCAGUCUGUGAGUGCAGAGGAGCAGGAAGCUCUGCAGCCCAGUGAGUGUAAACACCUCUCCAAACCUCGGGCCCUGUCCUCCUGCAACACUCACAUCCCCUGUCCAGCAGACUGGACCUCUGGCAGCUGGUCAAAGGUGAGUGUGGGGCGAAACUAGAAUCAGUUUUGUUUUGCUGCUCUGAAAGGAAAUGAAAACUGGAAAUUAUUCCUGAUGUCAUCAGGAAGUCCUGAGGGUACUUUGACUUUUCUGAAAAGGGUAUUUCUACAAUUACGAUUGCACAACAAUCAACAUGUUAAGAAAGCAUUUUAAAAACAGGGAGAGGAAAAUCAGACAAGAAUCCUGCACUUAAGCAGAGUACACAAGAAAAGUUUAUAAAAUAUAUGUAAUGUGUGCUUUUAGUGUAUGUAAUGUACUUUUUUCUCAUUUAGGCAGGAUGCAUAGUUACUAAAAUUAUAAAACUAUAUAAUACAGCAGUUAAAAUCUACAAACAUACAGAACAGAAUCAUCAGAGAUCGUGAUUUUUGCACACACCGUGUGUUUCUGUAUCUAAUUAUAAAUGUAGCCGUGCCCCAACUUUACUUCCAGGUUUUCAGCAUCAAUUAGUGAGACGGUCAGUCCAACACUUUGGUCAGAACUAAAGCAGUUAAUGAGAUACAGGAACGUUUUUCUGACACUGAUGUUUAAAGAGGAUGAAGCCCAUAAACUCUGUUGAUCUCCUGACAGGUUGACACUCCUGGUUUUCACAGAAAAGUCUCUGAAGCUGUUGAAAUGAUUUUUUCACAGACUUCCCACCAGAAUAAACUUCUAUAAAUUUAGUGUGGUUGUGGCCUGGUAGUAGAGUAGUCGCAGCUCCUGUAGUCACAUACUGAACCUGAAAUUACUCAGAUAGACCCAGUGAAGAGUAUGUAAAUGGAUAUGACUGGAAUUAACCCAUACUGAUGGUGUCCUUUAACAUCAUUCUCCCACAUCAGUGUGUGAAUGUGGUCUGAAUGAGUAAAUAUGAUAAGUAUUGUACUGAAGUACUUCAAAAGUACUUGGAAUAACUACAAAAGGGCAUUAGGUCAGUCCAUUUGCCAUGUAACUUUUGUAAUUUUUCAGAUUAAACAUCCUUUCAGCUCCAUGAAUUUUAAACAAUAUGCUUUCAUUUCUGGUCAAGUACCUGCGAAAAAACACCCUCCACUCCAGUCAGCCUCUGCUGCUCUUUCAAGUGCUAAAUGGCAAACUGAAGCACUAUAUGCUAAAAUGUUGCACAAUGUAAUUGUUGCUGCUUCAUAAUAGCACGUUUGUCCUGUGUUUGGGACUGUGUUAAGAGGUUGAAAUCUUCUGCAUGUAAUCUUAUGUCAUUUUUUUCUCCUUGGUCAGGAAGCUGUGGUUAUUUCCUGUUUACUCACAUAGACUUGAUGCAGUGAUGUUGAGUAGUUGUAAACUGUUUUCCUGAUAAAAGUCUGAGGAAAAAAGGAAAAAAAAAGAACUUAUUUAGGUUUUCUACCAGAGCAGGAACAUGUUGACACAAGGCAGGAAAAGAAACAGAAAUAAUUGGAAAUAAAAAAACAUCACACCACGCCAUACAAUGUUGUUUUUGAGGGAGCAAAUGAGGAAUUGUGAUAUUUUAUAAAUGUCUUAGAGUUUAAAAUUUUUAAACUACAUUUUAUUUUCCAUGUAACUUUAUUAAACCAGGCUUGUCCCACUGAAAUAGCAAUUGUUUAUUUUUUAGUUAAUUAACUUUUUUGGCCACAAAUGGCUCCGUAAGGCUGAGGCUGUAAAAAACUUAAAGUCCUUUUCCCUAAUGUGUUGUGGAGUACUGACAAGAGGUUAAUGUAACUAAGAGGCCAACAUGCAAUCUUAAAAGCUCACAUUACAGUAGGUAAAUAGGUAGUAGCAUCAUUGCAGAGGGGUAUAAAUACACACAACAUCAGUAAACACCUCUGAACCCAGAAACCUCCUGGUGAUAGUCUUUCAGAAAGACCUGCUCCAUAUUCAGCAGGUCUAGGUAAUCCCACAGCCAUGGGUCUUUAAUGGCACAUGUUGGCCUUUGCUUCUUUUGGAAAAGUCACAUUAGUCUUAUAAAUGAGAGACACCAAGGAGAGCAUAUUUAGACAGUAUCACAACUGUACAGACUUUUUUUUCUUUUGGCUGGUUGUGAAAGGAACAGCUGUAGAGAGAAAAAACGAUGUGGGAAAGAGAGACUUGUAGGACUUGCGCCAAAUGGUUGAGCCAGCAGGAUGGGGACUUUGCCUCUCUGCCUCUCUGUACAGGGCACCUGCUCUACCAGUUGAGCUGGACCAACACCUGGCGUUAACGUCAUGUUUAAGACCUGGACAUGGUCUCUGGUCAUAACCCAGCAGAUUCUGACUGAAAGGGCUGAUCAGACUUCUUCCUUCCUUCUUGUGUUUUCUCUCACAGCUGCAGGGAUUUAGGCAGAAGGAGCUUGGGUGUCCAGACUCACAUUUCAAGCUUUAACUUUAAAAGAAAGACUCGUUUUAACACAUAGCAGCAAACUAAACUUAUUAUGUCGUUUCUUCCACUCAGUGUUCCCUGACCUGUGGAAGUGGGGUCCGUCGCCGUAACGUGACCUGCUCAAGAAACACCGGUGUGGACUGCGACCCCCAGAAGAAGCCACUCGCUGUCACUCCCUGCUUCAUCCAGGACUGUCCGCCUGUAGCAGAUAAUUUCGGCGGCAUUGACUGGUCAGGCAGUGGCUGGUCUAGUAAAGAAGUGCUGAAUGAAAUUAACUCCAUACCUGACUUUAAACCUCCACCCAAAUACAGCACCACCAGAGCCCAGCCCAGAAACCACGAAGACCUUAUCAACCAAGUCGAGGGGGAUUUUCACUACCACAACAACAUCGAAAAUAUUGAUCAAUCUGUGGAAAACAGCGUCCAAGUUGAUGAUUUUUAUUAUGAUUAUAACUUUAUCAACUUCCAUGAAGAUCUGUCGGAUGAAUCUGAGGGUGGAGGGAAAGAUUCAGAGGACACCAAGGGGAUGGAUGCGCCACAGGACACUACACCAACACAAGUUGUAAGAGAAAACCUUCACAUGGAAACGACACAAGCUCCCACGGCUUCUUCAGACCCUUUUACAAUUUCAGAGGCCCACACUGUGAAAAGUGAAGAGCCACAGAGCACAAAACCAGACGGUAUGAAGGAUUAUGGAGGUGUAGCAGUAAAAGAGUCUGUACAAACAGAGUCUGAAGACUUGGAUGACUUCCUUUCUGAGGAUUUUCUUCUGCCUGUGUCAACCACUCGCUCACCUCCUCUAGCUCCAACACAGCGCUCACAAACACAGACACCAAAAGAAAGUCAUGACUUUGUGCUACGGCUUGAGAACACCAGCACAAUGCCUAGUCCGGUUUUCCCUGAAAAAGAGCCCACACAGGAUGUGAAACAAGGGCAGCGUGAGAAGGAGGAGGAGGAGGAGGAGGAGGAGGCUGGAAAUAACUAUGACAAUUUCUCUGAGGAGGAAAACCCCAUUCAGGAGGUCACUGUGACUCCAAAUCAUGCUGCUUCACAUCCUACCACGAUUGAUACUGCUGCUGCUGCUGCUACAACAUUGGGUCCUUAUGAUGAUUAUGAGUAUAGCUACAAUGAAGAAAGCACAAUAGGUCCAGAUACUUCUGCAGGAGAAGUAGAUACAGAGAGUCAAGGACUACUCGGCUCUCCCACUACAGAGACUGUGUUUCAGUUUGCAACUGAAUUUCAACUGGAUGAGAUUGCUUCCAGUAUACCUCAAACAACCACUAAAUCAUCAAUAUUUCCACCUGCUUUUGUACUGGAGGACUUGGACUCGGAUCAGGCUAAUCUUGGAACAGUUUAUACCACUAGUCAUUAUUCAUGGGAUGCUGAUCUUGACCUCAAAACAACCUCACUUCCUGCCUCUGAGGCAUUUACUCCUCUCCACAUUCCUUCUCUGCUAACCUCAGGUAACCAAAGGGCCUCUGACGACUCCACAUCAAUAACUGGAUCAAAACUCAUACCUCCUCUAAACUUGGAAGAAGGUGCUCAUCCUCCUCCGGCUGAUUUCCAGCCAGCUGGGAUGAAACAGACACCAACACAACCUGCCUCCACUGAAAGAACUGGAACAGAUUCUUCAUUUAAUUUUGACUACAAUGAAAUAAUCAUUCCCGGGAUGAGGAGCAGCAGCAGCAGUGAUCAAGCUCAUUUACACCAGCUAACAACACACACAGUAACUAUUCCUCAGCAAAGCACAACACCAGUACAAGAAGAAGAAUCACCAACACCUGCUGUUCCCACCGUGCCAGCUCACCGAGGAGAUUCUUGGCCAACUCCAGAGCCGACAUCCGCCCCAACUUCUGCCUCCACACAUGUCAAGGCCCCUGCUUUCUGGAUUGCAGGCAACUGGAGCGCUGUGAGUCUGCAUUUUUACACACAAUCUGGAUUUUUACUCACCCUGUCAGGAAAAAACAAAGCUGUGUUCCUAUUUUUUUAACUAAAUCCUUCGAAGAAACUCUUUGACCUGAAGCUAAUUGAACAAACGCUCAUGCAUCCUUUUGCAGAUUUAGUACACUGUUGUUCCGUCUCUGACUCUGACUGUGUUACAUUUAUUCGCAUAGUUUAAAAUGAUUGAACCCUGACAUUACUCAGGAUAUCAUGAUGUGGGCAUGUUGUAGUAAUAAAACAUCCGAUCCUUUUUCCACUAAGUGCUGGUCAUGUUCUCAUGUGUUGCAACAUCUCUGGGCAGUGCUCCACCACUUGUGGUCUGGGUGCCAUCUGGAGGACUCUGGCCUGCAGUACUGGCUCAAACUCUGACUGUGAUCCCGCCAAGAGGCCAGCACCAGCCCAGAGGUGCUACCUCCGCCCCUGCUCUAUGUGGAAAGUUGAUGAAUGGACUAAGGUGAGACGACUCCACACAUAAAGGGAUAUUCCAGCGUAAAAUUAGUUUAAAGUCAAACACACCGUAACACCGAGUUAGACACCCCGUUGAGUGAUGAAUGUUGCCAACUGCUUGUUUCUCUAGUUAUACCAACUUAAGUAACGACCGCAGGAUAGCAAUACACAGCGGUCUCAGGAGCCACACACAAACCUCUACCAAAACGCCACUCUAUAGCCACAAAUAAUGCUCAGAACAGCACCUAACUUCAUCAUCAACAGUACAUAUAGGGUCCCAGCCAUAGUACUAGCCAUCAAACAUCUUUUUAACUUUGCCUAAUUUCUUUAGCAAAGAGACUAAACACAACUCACCGUAUCUCUUCCAGCAGCUGCUUGUUUGUAGCGAGACCUCGACUUGUCCAUUGUUGACUGAGGUGGGGUGACGCAGCUCAAGGAAGAACAUUUAUGAUCAUUUCUUCAUGGAAAUGCAUUUAGACGGAGACGCCAAGGCAGAAGAACUACCGCGUCGGCAGUGCAAAAUGAUUAAUAUGAUGAUUAUUACUUCAAGGAAAUGAUAAAAAAAUGUAGAACCAGUACUCAGGGGUCCAGGUUUUCAAGAUGAAAAGGAUUCUGGUUUCUGUUUGUGAAAGUAGUGUUAGAUAUCAGGAGACUUUGGUGCAUGCAGGAAAAACUGUUGAUGUGGAGAGCAAAAGCAAACAGAACACACACCAUCGUCAGAACAUGCCAGCUUUUAUUUCUGCUUAUCAACUGUUUAUUUCUCUUGAAUUGAUACCUUUUUGCAUGGGCAGCUGACAAAUUAUUCCACAUCAAAAAUUCAACCAAUCUGCCCAAAUCUGUGCUGUACAAGCCAAUCAGCGUUUGCAUCCCGACUACUCGUAAUAAAUCAGACAAAAGAAAGUUUUCAUUUAUGUUUGCAUGAUUACUUCUUACACAUCUUAAUCAUUGUUUUCCUAGCUAACUGAAGACCUCCCACUGUAAGUGAUUAAGAGAUCUGUGUCUUUCUCAGGCUCAAACUGCCAAAGUAAGCUUCUUUGUGAUGUACUUCCUGCUGUGUGCUUCUUGUAACAAAUAAGAAGGUGCUACAUCCAGAGGGGAUGUGCUGGGCUUUUACUCUGCUGCACAGACAAAAAAAAAGUAUUGGCUGAGUGUCAAACACGACCCUGAAAUUACUGAAAGGUUGUUACUAUUCCCAGAGGCAUAUGUCAGAUAUCAGACGAUGAUUGGUGAUGGGUUCUGAAAUUGAGUCUGACUUAUCUGUCCAGCUUGUAAAAUGACUGACAUGAAUUCAUGUUGUACAUUCCUGGUGUGCAUAUAGAUCGUCAAAUUUUAUGACCCUCGACUUUGGACUAGCUCUGCCGGCACUGCCAGACUUUUUUACUGGGGUGGCCAGACCUGGACAAAUAACGAACUUAGUCUAUGGGGGUUAAUCCUAGAAGGGUCUUUUCCACUCACCGCAUGCACUUAAAUAAUUAAUACAAAGGAACUCAAAAAUUAAUGUUCUUUAUCUUUGACUUUAAAAUGUAACCUAACAGAGCGGCAACAUGUAAAACUGUGGAACUUGAUUUUAAGAAGACAUUUAUCCAGAGUCACUAUUAACAGAGUAAAUACCCACUCGUGGUUCAGGGUUUCAGGGUGGCCCCCUGGGGUGGCUGGUCAUAUUUCAAGGGUGGCCCCCUCCUGGUUCUGCCACUGCAUGAGAUUAACAUUCCUGUUUCUAAUUGAAUUUUUGUGGGACAUUCAUUUUUCUUUUACAGUGUAGUUUAAAUAACUUUUAGUCAGCGUAGCUUUUACGCUCUUCCCUUCAAUUAGGUCAAAAGCUCAGCUCCUUCAGAAAUCUGCAAAAUUUGACAAUCCUGUAAACUUAAAAAAAGUAACUGGUGUCUACAGCUGAUAAGCAAAUUGUACCAUGACAACAAAGUAAAGUGAGACUGUGAAUAUGAUCAGGAUUCAUCUACACAUUCAACACUAUAUGCUCCUUUCUGGUUACCCAGUUUCACAAAGACACUAAAGAGGCUGCAGGUUGUUUUAGCUCUACUAAUGAGACACUUUUAAUUAUAUAAUCUUUCAACAGUGAGAGCAAAAAGGGUAAACUGUCUUGAAAAAUCAAGCUGGUUAAAUAAAGACAAGUGCUUUUGCCAUGAAAAUUACUCUGAUGGAUUUUCAUGCCAUAAAUAUUUACAGCUAUUUGUCAUCCUGCUCAUAGUUUAUCCAGAUGUAAUUGUAGAAAAGCAUCCUGAGCUGCUGUUUGAUCUUGACACUGUUUUGUUUCUCAUCCAGCCCCUCCGCUUUAGUUUAUAACAGUGAGCUUUCCAGGAGGAAUGCUGAAACACAUAAAAGCCACAUAGCGACCCCUGUCACUGAACGACAGAAGGCGGUUUUGCUGUUUGAAAAUAAAAGACAAAGCGCUUUUCAUCUAUUUUCAGUGCUCCAAGAACUGUGGCAGCGGCUUUCAAUCCCGAGAGGUCCAGUGUUUUGACAUGAGGGAUCAGAGACCGCUACGACCCUUCCACUGCAGGGCCAUGUCCUCCAGACCUCAGACCCACAUGCCCUGUAACCUCCAACCCUGCCUGGACUGGUACGCCUCCUCCUGGGGUGAGGUGAGUAACGCUGAGUAACGGCUAUAUUAGCCGUCAGGAACCUUCUGUCUGCUCUUCUCUCACUAAAAACACAUUAAUACCUGUCAGUAAAUGUAAGGUAGCAGAAAUGAACUGCAGGCUUUCAGGGAGUUCAAUCUUCCGCUGUGGAAUGAACAAGCGAGGCACCAGCCUUCAACUCCGUCAAGGCUGCGUGUACGUAAACAAACAUAUUUGUACACUCCCCAUUGUGAUUGUGUGUAUUCUUCAGUGCUCUGAGGUGUGUGGGGGAGGUGUCCAGCAGAGAAUAGUUGCGUGUCCCGAAGAGGAUCGAUGUGACAGGGAGCUUCAGCCCAGCAACAGCCAAUCAUGCAACACCCAGCCCUGUGCUCAGUGGCUCACUGGAUCAUGGGGACAGGUACGACACAUAUACACACACACACAUACACUCAGAACAGUUAUAUCCAGAGACCACUCACCCAGCAUGAUGGAUGACUCAUCGAACAUUGUUAGUAAAGGAUGAAUGGAUCACUGGCUGUAGAUGUGGUUUUAUUGCAAAGUAUCAAUGAGUUAUUCAUAUUUAAGUCCGAUGAAAGAAGGAGCAGCAGCAGCAGCAACACACUUGAUGCACGCUGGAGAGCACAGCAUUGUGAUGAUCGUUGCAUUAUUUAUCAAGUACCCUAUAUAUUUGAUGUGGAGGCUGAUGGAGAAGAGGAGGAUGUAGAGACCGGUGAAAGGACACAGGGGUGACGCGUGACACAAAAAUUUAUAAAAGGAUUAAAAAUAGAGAGUAAAACUGUAAACAUUGUUUCUCACCAAUAUAAUAUAUUAUAAUAUAAUAUAAUAUAUAAUAUAUUAUUCCCCUUCAGAGUUAAUAUUAACCUCUGUAAUAGACAGUAAAGGAUGAUGACACUGGAAUCUCUUUAAUUUUAAGCUAAAAUUUCCUCAGGUAGAAUCACUUGAUAUAUCUGUGGCUGGUACAUUUUGAAUUAUAACUGAGGUCUGUGUACGGGCCAAAAGCUGCAGACACAAACCUCAGAAUGAUAUGAUCCAUAAAGGAUAUUAGGAGACUUAUCCUAACUUCAAUGCCUCCUGAUGUUUCAUACAUGACUGCUGUCCACAAAGAAGAGACAGACUAAUUGUUCAAUUCCCUGAACCGCAGCAGCUGUGUCGAAACAUAUUCUCUGGAGUCGUUCAUCAGCACUCAAGCCAUCAGAAUCAAUUUUUGCCUCCACAGAUCCUCCUCUGUAAAAUCAGAGCUAAAGAUAAAGCUGUUUAGUUCAAGAAGACACUUGACAUGAGAUGUUAAUCUGUAACUAAAGAGCUUAUGAAGGAAAACGUCACAUUAAACAUUUCCACAAAUUUUCCAAACUCUCUCUCUCUGCAGUGUUCGGCUUCCUGCGGCGGCGGAGUUCAGCGUCGGCUCAUCCAGUGUGUCGACACAAAGGGUGAGACGAACAAGGAGGUGGGUCAAGCUGAGUGUGACCAUGAACCGCAGCCUGAGAGCACCCAAAAGUGUAACUUGGAGGAGUGUGAGAGUGCCCCCUCUGGUGAGUAACUCCAGAUUUAAACCCUAACCCUGACCCCUAAAGUUCACUGAAGCGCUGUACUGAAGUUAAAAGUUUGUACUUGAUAUGCUACUUCAUCCUCCUAAAUCCUUAAACUGGAUUACAUGAUGUACUUUGUAGUCUAAUCCAUUUAUCUAAUCAAUUAAUCUGUCAAUCUGUAGUGAUGAAGCACCAAUCUAUGACAGUUUUUAUCUCAAGACGCUUCACUAAAAGAGUCAGUCUUGACAGAUUGAUCAGUCUUGAGUGCACUCAGAGUUAAAAUUAUUAACAAAGACCAAACCUUAAAAUCAAGAUACAUUUUUGUUGUUUUUUUUAUCUGAAUCCACCACGAUUAAAGCACUCAGCAGAACUUCCAUUAAAUGGCAGAAAACUCAUGCUGAUCACCUGCUGUGAUUGGAAAGAGAGAUAGAGGGAGGUCCAAAAAGAGAGAUGGAUAAAUGAUCAAUUUGAAGCUAAGAAAUAAAGAAGUGGUACUGUUUUUAUUAUUUGUUUGUUAUGGCGACGUCUUACCAGCAGAUUUGAAUAAUCUUUAAAAUUUCUAGCUGUAGUAGUGCUGACAUUUACACAUAAAUGCAUCUGAGUCAUGAAAUACAAAGUGCCCCAUCUCUCCCAUUUAAAAAAAAAAAAAAGGUACUUCAGGAACUUCAGAAUAAAAUGUUUUUGUGUUUUUUAACUGUGAAAACAGACUGAGGAGUCCAGUUGUAUUUUGUGGAUGCUAUUGCAGCUCAGUCUCUCCUCCCUGCUGUCACUUCAGCUCCUGAUCUAUGGGUCACUUACUGAAAAAGUAGCUCAAGCGUGAUACUCACAUAGCCUUGAAACUGACCUUUAACUACAAAGCACACCCCAAUAAAUACUCCUGGACUAGUUUAACUGAAAAUGUUAUUUUUAGGGCGAGUGACUCAAAGAUUGAUUCACCUUAAAUUAUGAAUCUGUGGGAGCUUUGGGAAUAUUUGCACCUGAAAGUACUCACUUAAAUCUGAUGACAUGUGGUGAUAAUGAUCACAAAAGUGUGUAAAACCUCUUGUGUGUGUAAAUGGGGAACAUAUUUUGAUUGCUUGCAUUUUUACACGACAAGAAAAGGCUCAUGGUAAUAGCUGUGCUUCAUUCAACAUGCAGGUUUUCCAUCUUAUCGUUCAUAUUUACUAAACACCCGGUAAUUUCCAUGUAUUUCCACUGAAGUGUGUCAAAGGAAAAAUCAUGUCAGGUAAUAAUCACACAGGACUCUGAAUACAGGGCGCCUGAAAAUCCAAUCAGCAUUGGCGGAAAGGUUUGACCUUAAAGCACUGAGCCAUGGGUGCCGUUUCUACUUCUGCUGAUAUUUGUCCGAGUCAGGCCUAAUAAUCACGGUUGUGCUGAUUGGACGGUGUUUGUUUACCUCAUCAAUAGAGAUAUUGAGUUAAAUGUCAAAGAGAGAAAUUGCUUGCGUCUGGGAUUUUUGAGGAAUCCUUCAAAUAUUGAACCAAAUCAGCUCCAGGAGCACAUAUAACAUACUGAAUGUACAAAUAUGCCACUGGAAAAACAGUCCCACUUUUCUGUGAGCAGUUUCCCUUCAAACAGGCAGAAAAAAACUCUGCAUUUGCUGUCCUGUCAUAGACAAGCAAAAAGCACAGGAAACAGUCUUUUAAACAGUCAGUGUUGUCAUCUAUCAAUCAUCCAUGUCAUGUUUUUCAACCUCUGCAGCUGCACAGCCAGCCAGCACAAGAACGUUUUAUUUUCUCCCUGUGUGAGGAUUUCAGCUACUGCUUCAAAAAUGCUGUGGAGAUAUUAUAUUUAUCCUUAUUUCACCUCUAAAAUAAAUAUAUAAUCAUGUUUGUAUUUUUGGUGACUCAAAAUGGUUAAAUUCAGCUCCAACUACAUCAUAUGACAGCACAUCCACUUACCUUUAACAGGUCAAGUUAUAAAACAUUAAAACAAGGGUUCAGUAAAAAGUACUUCAACCUGCCUUCUCAUCCUGCUUCUUUUUAAUCCACUUUGAAACCCGCCUCAACCACAGCUUCUCCUCUUUAUGCUGGACCUGAUUUUACCAGUGACACCUGUAUUGUCACUGCUGCUUUCUCGUUCUUACUUAAAGGGUCCCUGCUGCUGAUCUCUUCUCCUAAAGAUGCCUAUUUUCAUUGAUGCUUUACCUUAUCUGUACUGAAGGGAUCUUUGCACAUGCUCUCCCUGCCUUGGCUUUUUAUGAAUGCAUAGAAACAGCAGGGUGAUGUGCACUCCUCAGGCCUCAGUCUUUGGUGUACUGGCUUUUCAUUUACAGUGUACAUAUAGAAAGGCAGGGAAUUCCUAGAACAGAGCCAUGCUGCCAUCUCUUAUGAUCAAAUACCAUAUAUUUCUGUCAGGCCUUCCUAUUUUUAAUCAUGACAGGUUUUUAUCUUUUUGAAGUCGUGAAAAAAAUCUUCUUUAUGGGACACAUCUGACAUCCUUCACAGCAUCAGCUCUCUCUCUCUCUCUGGGAACCCUUGUCUCCCUCUAAUGAUGCCUCAUCAGAUAACCAGCAGAAGAGCUGGGAAGAGCAGCCACAAAGAUGCUCUUUGUUGGACAUGCACAAAAGAAGAACGGCUACUUUUUAAACUCUGAUAGAAUUGUUAAAUACUUCUGUCGUCAAAGAAACUAGUCACAGCAGGAAAAUAUGAAGGGAGGCACUUUUUCCGUCGUUUAACAUAGCUCUGCCUAUUGCUUUUGAUUGAGUUGGAUUCUGCCAAACUGUAUCAAGAAUAUUUGUACCAUGUGUAUGUUUUUGAUGUUACAACCUUAUAGCAGCUUUUUUGUUUGUUGUUUCAUGCAUCAGUACUCUCUAGCAUUCAACAUAUUCAGGGCUUAUUUGACCUCGAAUUCAAUCUAAAAGACAGACAUUGCUCAGUAUGGCAGCUCUGUUCCAGCUGUGUGUGCCCUCUGUAAGUACUGUAAAUGGCGUUAUUCUUUUCCUGAUACAGACCACAGCGGUUCAGUGGCAUUUCUGUUUUAUAUCAGAUAUGAAAUCGGGUGUACUUCAGAGGGCAGCCUGUUAGACUGAACGCCGGCUUUGCUGACAUUUUGAUGGCAUUGAGGCAUGAAAGUGUUAUGAUAAAUAUUUGAAGCGUAUGACAAUGUGGCAGCACACAGCUGGGCGUGUAAGCUCUCUGUGUGACCCUCCAUCUUACUUAGGUAUUAGUUUUGAGGGAAGUGUUCCUGGGUAUCAAGGACAUCCUAAGAAGAAAAAGGCAAAGACAGCAGUGAUUUAUUCAGGUUUCAACAUUGAACAUAUUAUAUUCCAUGGACAAAUGUCUAUGAAAUAAUGAAAUAAAUUCAUUUUAGUACGACUUUUGAACAAAUCCUAUUCAUUAAGAUGACAAAGUAGUUAACAGUCUGAAUCUGAGAGGCUAAUUUUACCCAAACAGACAUUCAAUGUUCAGCUCUUCAACAGUUUCUUCGUACUCUUCUCCCUCUUCAGCAGCUCUGCAGCUUUAAGCUUUCAGUAUUCAGCAUUUUCACGUAUUUUCUGCAACGAAAUUUGAUUUUUAAUGAAAAUCAGGCUGUUAGCGUUUCCCAUUAUGCUACUGAUAAAUGACCAGCACUGAAAACACCAUGGGUGAUAAAACACAAACAACAGACGGUGACAUUUAUAAAAACCAAAGAAACAUAAUAAAAUACUAGUUUAAAUACAAAUGAGAAGCCCUGCAUUGAAACAGCAGAAAAAAAACUGUGCGAUAUUGCCACCUUCAGUUUCGAGUUAGUUCCUCAGCUCGAAGGUCGACCCUUGCAUUGUUUAUUUAGAGAAAACCUUCAGCUGUCUCUUCCUCUUCAUGUCAAUGCUUCUCUGUCUUUUCAAAAUAUGGACAAUUUCUCAAAAUGCAAUGUAUCUAUGUCUUGCUGCCUCUUGUUUACACAAAGACAGAGGACCUUGAGGACAGCAGUAUAAAGAAUUGAACUUGCAGUAUGUACAAAGCUGUUGGUAGCCAACAAUGAGAUAUUCAAGGAGAACAACAUGAAGGUUGUGAGGGUCAUAUAAAAACAAUAAGGUUUGAGCACACAAUCACAUUAGCACCACCAUCAGGUGUCUGCACGUGCACGAACAACCUGACCAGUCCGCAGCUACUGCAGACACAAGAAACUGCGAUGCACUCGUAUGAACUUUGUCAGUGUUUUGAGCUCCAAUAGCUCUUCAGUUAAAUCAGACCACAAGAGCCAGUCUUUGCCCCCCCAAUACACAUGAAUAAGCCUUGGCUGCCUAUGACCCUGUUGCCACUAAACCACUUUCUAUACUUGAGCCACUUCGGUGCUUCAGUGAGUGCUGAUUACUGCAGACCUUUAGAUACUCUUAAAAGCUGUGGUCUUGGAGAUGCUCUGACUGAGCCGCCUUGCUGUCACAAUUUGUCCUUUUUCCAGCUUUGAGGAAAAAAUGUUUGCUUGCUACUCGACUCCUCCCACUCACUGACAGGUACCACCGUCACUUCACCAGCUAGAGGCCAUAAUGUUACAGUUGAUACUGAACUGGCCACCUUAAGGAAACAUAAGGCAGCUAUUUGACUGCUGACACACAUAAUUUAAAAAGGAUAAAACAAGAAGUACUUGUUUGAAAUAUUAUGCACCUAGUUUCAACCUGUAUGCCAGUCAGGCCUGUUAAAUCAGUAGAAAUAUACGCAUACUCUACAUGUAUUAAUAAGUGCUUUCAAAUCUCAGUCUAUGAGAGGAGCGAGGAGUGAAUUAUUGAUGCAGAUGGGAAACAUCUAAUAAAAAUGGUACAUUAGAUUUACAGAGAUGAAGCAGAAGUUGAUUUUAUCAUCAUGGGGAUGGAGAAUAUUUCACCUCACAUUAAUAAGUCAGUCAUGUUUCAUUUCAUCAACGCUCAGGAAACUAUAAAACAGCAGGUUAAAACUGAACCCUUUGUUACAAGACUCCACCAUGAGGAAGCACCCGUCAACAUGUAUGUCCUACCAUGUGUCUGAGCACUGUCCCCCACUGAGAUAUAUUGAUCAACACUUCACAACUAAUCAAUAGCUGUAAAUAUACGUCCUUUAUUCUGUGUCUUCAUGCUUUCCCUUGAGCCUCCGGAGGUUAAACCUUCUCUGGUUAUCAGCGCACAAAAAGCCAUGAAAGUCAUGUAUUGACACGUGUCAUGUGGAUCAAACACGUGUGCCACUGUGUGAGGCGGGGCAAUUUCAAUUUUAUUAUAACUGUGGGUCAUUAACAUCCCACAGACUCACCCUGUUGGUUAUCAGCAAGAGGAUAAUAUGAGGUUAGUGUGGGUUCAUCUUUCACAUGGACAGUGCAUGAGCUGCUUCGGAUAGGGGUUCAUUUGUUAAAAAAAUAAAGAAACUGGAUCACCUCAUCAGUAAGUGAUGUUUCUCCUUUCAGGGUCGUUAAUGAAGCUGUUUUGUAGAAAGCUCCAAUGAAAUCCUGCUUUUUGAGCAGAAUUGAUUGAGGGAACACUAAAUGCUAUAAGUGUGCUUUGUAAGAAUAAGAAUUACUUUAUUGAUCCCCAAAGAGAAAUUCAAUUGUCUGUAGUCUCAUUUGUCAUGUCUCAAACGUCAUCUACUAUUUACUUUUUACAAGAGUUGUAAAGCCUGAUGGCUGUUGGUACAAAAGACUGUGUGAAUCUUUCUGUCCUGCAGCGAAGAGAGAGGAGCCGUCCACCACCAUUGGCCCUUUGGUCCAUCAAGGUGUUGUGAAGUGGGUGAUCCAUGUUAUUUAGAAUAUUCUCCACCUUCCUCAGUGUAGAUCUCUCCACCACAUCCUCCACUGAGUCCAGCUUGAAUCCAACCACAGAGCCAGCCUUUUUCACCAGUUUGUUAAGACAUCUUGCAGCUUUGUGUUUGAUGCUUCCUCCCCAGCAGACUGCAGCGUAGAACAGCACACUUGCCACCACAGACUGAUAAAAUAUCUGCAGCAUCUUACUACAGAUGUCUAUAGAUCGGAGUCUUCUCAGGCAAAAGAGGCGGCUCUGCCCCUUUCUGUAGAUGAAGUGUAUAUUCUUAGACCAGUCCAACUUUUUAUUCAGAUGUACACCUAGAUAUUUAUGAUGUCACCACUUCAACACUUGUGGAGACCAUCCUAAGAAUUUGAUCCAUCUUUUCCAUAUAUUUUGGUAUUUAAUUGAAUGAUACACAUCUUACCAAAAACAUGAGAUGUCCAAAAAACUGUCCUGAUUUUGGCUAAAAGGGAAAAAAGAUUUUAAAAAAGCAGGGACUAAAAUUCAUCUUUAGCUACUACUGUCAAAGGAUUGAUUCUUUGGUGGUAAUUAAUUGCGAAACUUUAAGAGUUAACUGUGACCAACUUUUACUGUAAUCCCGUGUUCAGAAUUCCACUAUUUUACAUGAAAUACAAAAUAAUGUAAACUGCAUUAUCAACAGAUUUAAAGACAUUAUGUGCAGCAUAAAUUAUUGUCUCGGUUUUGGGAAUCAAAUGAAUGCAAUAACAUAUAUUUAAUGAUCUUGACGUUUAGAUUUUUUGUCCAGAAAAUUCUGCACUGCUAUACCAUUGUGGUGUAAAACCAUGAGAUAAAGGUUUUAAGAUCUUUAAAGCUCUCAAAGGAUACUAUCAUUACGCAGUAAAUAUUCCGCAGGUAUGUAUGUAGAAAAUGUCCAACCAGUUUCAGACUCUUCCCGGCUUGCAGUUAACUUCUUUAAUGUAGUUUCAUCUUCAGAUUUUUGGAGGUCCUGUCUGAUGAUCUGCAACUGUAUGCCUAGCUCAUAUCUAGUUGCUCAAACUCCAAACUCCAACAACUUUGAUCUUAUUUUGACACAUGGGUGUGACACAAAGUGCAGUUCACUUUUGACUUGUCAUCUGAGCAGUCUUGGGUUUUUUAAAGUGGAGUUUGUCAUUCAAAGGUGCAGAGAUGUCCUUACUAUGACACCACUGCAGCAGUUUAACUACUGUUUGCAGGUACCCUAUGAUUUCAAAGAGUGAACACUUUUAUUUCACACUGCACUUAACAGAUCAACACUGGCAUUUCUAAUUUUCGUUUAAUUUAUAAUUAAUAUGUCAGUACUUUUGAAGGCAAACUCUGUCCUCAGUUUUAAUGGCAGUUAAAUGAAAACCUCUCUGGCUGUGUCAGUCAUUGAUGACAAACAUUGAUGACAGAGCUGUGAUUUUAGGUCACACUAGACUGCUUUAGUGUGUGUAAUAUAGGGUCUGGAGAUGAUUGUGAUUUGCAUUCGUAAUAUAUGUUGUGUGGAAAAAAAUACAGUAGAGGACACAAAGGAGAAUAAAAGCGGGUCACGUGGACAAAAAACCUGCAUUCAGAUGAAGAAUCUCUUUACUGACACGAUUCUCACAGCAUUUAGAAACAAAAAGCACAAAAACACAAAGUAGGCACUGUAAGGAGUGGAGAGCUACUUUGUGUUGUAUGUGCUUAUGGUUGCUGUUUGUUUGUGAAUCAUUUUUAGGUCAUACAGCUCCAUAAGAGGAAUUAUUUUCGUUAUGACAAAGAAAAAUAUUUGGAAAAAGAAAUUGGUUCAGUCACAGCUGGAUCAAUAGAAAAUUGUGGGCGUAUUUAAAAGAAAAAAAUAAAGGCUCCGUCUCAUUAAUCAUAAUAAUGUAAAUCCACAAUAUAGGCUAAACUGGAGUUUCUAGUAAUUGGACUAAAAAGGCUUUUGAGACUUAAUGAUAUUUGUAUUUUCUUGAUAUUUUUGGUUGUUUCCUAGUAUUGACUGUGCUGUUUGCUGCAUUGUGCACAUCCAUGGAGUGGGACGAUGUGUUGAAACCAAACAGAUGUACAAGACAACAAAUAAUACUGAAACAUUUGCAUUAUGUUUAAAACAUAAAAAAAAAAAAACACAAUUCAAAGGUUGAAAAAGUGAGUCCAAGUGAGCCCACCAUCCAUUUUAUGUGCACACUGUAAGCCCACCUCCCUCUGAGAAGAGCCAGACAUUAAAUUAUAAAUCUAAUGAGAAUUUCUUACUUGCGGUUAAGCUCUUCUCCAGCAGCUCUGAACCAAAAAGUAAACUAAGCUGAUAGUGAUGGAUUUCUUCCACCUUCACUUCCAACAUCUGUGAUCCAAGUCCAACACCUAACAGCAUCUGAAAUUCCCAUCAGUAAAAUAAUGAUGUGACAGUGUCAAAGGGGCUCCUUGUGGUGUUGGUGUGAUCUUUGUGUUGCUUGUGCUUUCUUGAGGUAGGUGCUUUGGCUCUACAAACUCGGGUUAAAACCAACCAAAAUCUAAACAUGUUCAGAUGUUUUUUUUUGUUUUUUUUUGUACCAUCGUGGAUUUUAGUUAGCAUGAGCAGAACUUGAGUGAAGGACAAAUCAUCAGUCUUGUUGUUUAUGGUCUUCUUUGCUUUUGGAUACCAUGAAGGGGCAUUAAAACAAAUUCCAGUCAAAAAUGUCUCACCCAAGCUUUAAAUAUGUCCUUUAUUUGACAAAGAUCAGGCUGACAUGCUUUGAUUUAUUUUCAGCUUUAUUGUAAAAAAAAUAACAGUAUGGUUGAAUUUAUAUUCUGAAACGAACUGGGAGAUUCGAAACAGGAAAAGCAAAGAAACAAAAGGUGGUGCUCUGUCGAGAGGGGUCACCAACACACAGUAAAGAUUCUCCACAGAAUCUUAAUAGAAAGCUGAGUUUCUGUUGUUUACGUCCCUUUUGAGACAGAAACGGUUCCUGUUGAACUAACACAUACCACAUAUUUUUACUGUAUUUGUUCGAGUAACAGGAUGCAGCAGCUCUGUGAAUUACACUUGAACAUUUGUGAUGAAUGUCCAUCUAUUUUGAGAUGUAUUUGUGGUCAUGCUCCAUAUUUUAUUUUUGGCACAGGUCACAUAUGGAGAUCACUGUCCGCCUUUGUUUUUGUCCUGUGUUUGAUUUGGUUUAAUAUAGUCGUUUUUUAAUCAAUAAUGUCCUCCCUCGGCUGUUUUGUACCUCGCCCUUUCAUUUGUGAGGCUGUAAUGAGAAAACUGACCCUUUAACCCCAACAUGAAGUGUUAACCUGAUUAAAGGUUGUGUAUUCAAAAAAAAAAUCACGUAUCCUAGUGACACACUGCCCUACUUCUCAUUUUCACUGUCAUAUGCAGGACAUGCUGCUGAGUGGGUCAAAUACAACAGCUGAGGGUGUAUGACUGACCAGCAGCACACAGAAAAUGUGUGUUGAGUUGCAGCUGUGACCCUUGAACCCCACUGAUGUCAUGGAGUUUCUGAAAUGUUGGGUGACGUCUGAAAUUUUGCAGACUGGAGAAAGCAAUUUAGGAUUAGUGGGUGCAGUAAAAGACAAGAGUCAGGGUGAAGGGUGAACUGGAUGGUUGGAGACGGACAGACUGAUUCGGGGAUGAUGCUGAGGAGUAAUUCAAAGUGCUUCUUUACAGCCAAUAAAGAGUCAUCUGUCUCAGUCCAAAACUCAAGUCAAAAUGGUGUGUAGUGGAUUUAAAAUAAUCCGUUAGGGCGGCUUAACUUUCCCUCUAGCGCUCCCUUGUGGCUGCACUUUCUAGCCCAUCUCUUUGAUUCUUGAACAGAUCAUGUAUUAUUGUGUUUUGUUUAUUCCAUGAGCUUUUAAUCCUUUAUUUGAUCCUCUUUUUGUCGUCUCUUCUGCAACAUUCGACAUAUUUCAUUAAGCAUUAGCCAUCUGCUGUCUGCUGUCACUUCCUGAUUUACAUAGAAAAGCAUUUGAAGCUCAUCAAAUCUAAUCCAAUAAUCAUAAUGUCACACUUGAAAUGCAGACUGAGAAGACUUCCAGUAAACAUUCACUACGAGCUGCAUCAUUGUAGAUUUGCUUUGAGGGGUUUGAGCAAUAAAAUGAUAAUAUACUGAAACUGCAUUCAGACACUGCACUUUGGAGGACAUUUAUUGCUGACCUAUAAUCGUUAAGUUGUCUGUUAAAGCCAUCAUCUGUUUCCGCCGCCUCUUACAAACUCAUCACCUGUACUGAGAAUCCAGCAGGAAAUCGUGGGCUGAACUUUUCCUUUCUCAUAAACCCAGACACUUUCUCCAGACCAGUCCAUUUGGGAACUUAUUGGAUGGAGUGCAGCACUAACUCAAUUCCUGCCUCCUCUUCACCGCUGUUUAAUGAGAAACCAAUGAUUGAAAAAGAACAAACAUCAUCAGGCUUUGAUCAGCGGGUAUCUGAUGAAGUGUUAUAUUUAAUACAAACCUUGGCUCUCUAACGGCUGGCAGGCCUUGAUUUUCAAUUUCAUGCUUCUGCUGAAACACCUGUGAAACCAGACAGCAGAUCAACAUGUUUGCUUUGGUUGACAGACACAAACUGUUCACACAAGCGUGCUCUUAUUUUUCGUAUUGCUUGUCCUAGUUUGCUGCCCCAGAGCAUAUCAGACGUUUGCAUGGAAUGUCUCAUUUUCUUGUCAAUUUCUCGCUCAAGCCAUCGAGCAAUCUUGCCAUCAUGCUGUGACAGCAGAAGACAGGAAUAAUUUCGUAAACUUGGCAUGCCUUUUUGAGUUCACAAAUAGAAGGUCUGGAUUGCACUACAAAUUGCAGUUUCUAAGCCUCUCAAACCAGCACUCUCCUACAUCUGCAUGUUUCUGGUCCUUUUGCUAAAAGAAAACCCUCCAUAAUGAAGUCCGGAGUCACAGAUGGGUAGACAAAAUCCUCUUUAUGACAAAAUGAAAUCAAAUAUUAAUGAAAAUGUUCAUAUAAAAUUGAAGCAGGCUGGAAACAAGGAGUGUGCCUUAAAAAGUUAUGUCUUGUUAGGCAAGGAUAUAGUCUCGGCUAAAAGAGGGGGAAAAACACACUUGAUUGACAGCAAUACUAAUAAUAAAUACUAACAUACAAAUAUGCAUCAAUAUGCAUCAUUUGCAGUAUAUUUCUUUAAAAGAGCAUUAAAUUAAAUACUUCAGAACCAGAAAUGUUUUCUUCUGUUUUCCAUUGUUGGGGAUUUCCUUUGAUAUUCCCUUAGCAAAAUUUCUGGCUCAGCUUCAGGGUUUAAAAAUAUGGUCAUAAUUUCAUAAUUUGACAUUUUAAAUAGAGAAACACCAAAUAAGUCACGGAUGAUGACUAUGUACCAUGGUAACAGUGGAGGAGGCUUCCAGAAAGCUGGCCUAUUGCACGAAAGUGGGCUUGUUUGGAGGAAGGGAGAGAAACCCUAAAGAGAAUUCAAGUAAAUUUUUGAUAGCACAUGACUCUGAUCAAAGCUCCUGUAAGGAACCUUGGUUUUGUUGACUUUGGCGCCCCCUGUGGACAAAGAAGUAUCUCGUAUGCUUAUCUUGUGCUGUACAUACUUAAGUAGUAUUUUCUGAUAACUGUGAACUUGUUGUGAUAUCUACAAUUAGGUUGGUUUUCCCGCAUGCUGUGAAUCAUGGCUCUUGUUGCAUUUGUUGUAUUUGAAAAGGCACCACUGUCAAUUUCAAUGUUUUUUUUUAUGACCAGUCAAAAACUCCCCACAGGAGCUUUAAAUAAAGACGUUUCACAGCCUGUCUCUGUACUUUGGGGUAGUGUUUACCUAGAGCCAGAGAGUGUUUAUAACCUAUAGUUUUAUAAUUAAAUAAAAAUUGUGCCACCAUGGCAACAUAGUGCAUGUUUAUAUUCAUCCAUAGACCCAAGUUAGAUAUUUACUGAGUCACAUUUUUCCUGUGGGUAGUGUUUUCUCCAACAGUGGGGAAUAAUUUAUAGAAAACUGCCAAAACAAAAAAGUUUAGUCCAACAAAUCAUAAUAAGCUACUCCUUACUAACUUCACAGUCUGGCUGAUUAGAUUGUUAUUUUCCUCUGAGCAGUAAAUUAUUCAAAGAUAAAUUCAGCAGACAAAAAAAUCAGAGACGUUUGUUUGACAAGGUGUGAGCUUCAUUCUACUGCAUCUAUAAACUCAGAUUAGAGAGAUAUCUUAUUUAACUGUUAUAGUCAUCACUGUUGUUAAAUGACAGACUCUAAAUUACAUAAGGAAGCUUUAUUUUUAAACAUUUGUGAAUGACUUUUCUCUGUUUUCCUCUUGUCACUCCACCAGGAACAGUUUGUCUUCGUGAUCGCCUCACUCUCCGUUUCUGUCAGACUCUCCGCUGGCUCGGCCGGUGCAGUCUGCCUAACGUUCGGGCACAGUGCUGCAAAUCCUGCAGCCAGCGUUCCCGCUCUGUCUCUGCAUCUCGCCGCUGAGGUCAGCAUGAAGUCAACACUCAUGGAUCUCAUUUCUGGGAGCAUUAAAUACACCACUGACUGAUGUAAUAUAAGUUAUUUCAAAUGGUUUCAUCACCACUAUAGACUCUCUCCAUUACUCUGCAUGUCGGUGCAGAUGAAAUUAUGAUACAAUGAUGAAUCUGUUGUAUAUGUAUGAAAAAUAACCUUUUUCUUUGCAAAACCAUGAGGAUGUAAAUAUUUUUGAACAUUUUUUAUAACACAGUCUUAACAGGAGGACGUUUUAUGUAUCAAGAUUUUCUUUUAAGCGUAAUUGGUGCUAUAAAAGGGUUAAUUUCAAUAUAAAGCUUUUCUACAGGUGGAGAUAAACCACUAAUUAACUUUAAGUGUUGGUACAAUGCUUCAUUUUUAUGACAGCAGCACAAACAGGACAUAUAAGCAGACAAGGACACAAGUAACAUUGAGGUUUGUAGAUAAUGUGGGACAAGUGUAGUGAAGCAAAAAACAAAACAAAACAAAAAAAAAAACAGAAAUUCAUGUGACGCAAGUAAUUGACGGUUUCCUGUCUGGCUGCGUCUCCUUUGGCUUUCAAGUUUAUCGAUUCAAUGAAGGCACAUAAUGGUGUUUACAUUGUGGUUUGGAGAUAGAAACUGUACCCACUGAACCUGAAUGAAAAAAGCAAGCUUUAACAAUGUCUUUUUUAGCUAUGGCGAACAGCUGGUUAGCUGCGACUCACUGUGCUUGAAGGUAGAGAUAAUUAUCCUGCUCAUCUCCCAUCUAUUGACUAAAGACUAACAUGAUUGAUUUAGGACAAUUGAUUCAAAUAAAAUUUUUCUAUGUGGCUAAAAUGAACAUAUUCCCCUCCCAGUUAAAGUUCCCUUGUAGGGAUCUGCAUUGUAGAAAUACACUGCUGCUGUUGCCUGGAUUGCAGGACAGGAUCAGCUUCACUUUCUCCUGUCAGAGAUGUUUGGGUCUAGCAGCUCCUCAAGUUCUUUUAACUCUGUGCCCUCUAAAUCUCUAAUUACCUUCUCUUAAGACCAACCUGAGACAAAACAUUAGUUAAACUUUAGUUAAGCCAACGAUAAGGAAGUAAAUGCGCAGGACCUGCUGAUGGACUUGAUUACCUCCGCCAAGGAGGUUAUGUUUUCGGUAGCGUUGGUUUGUUUGUCUGUUAGCAACUUUACGGAGAAAGUAACCGACGGAUUGACCUGAAAUUUUCACCAGAGGUGUGUAUCAGCCCCAGGAGGAUCCCAUUAAAUUUUGGUGGUGAUCCGGAAAAAAUUCUGCAUACUGUGAUCCAGAACACACAAAAAUAAGGGUGUCAUUGGAAUUUUCAAUGCUGGAAGAUAAACACUGGGCAGCACAGUGGUGUAGAUAGGCGGCACAGUGGUGUAGUGGUUAGCACUGUCGCCUCACAACCAGAAGGUCCUGGGUUCAGGGCAUUUCUUGUUUAAGGGGGGACAUGAGCUGCUUGGCGGAGGGCUGCGCUCAGGUUGUUCCUGGAGUUGCUCUUCUGUUUAGCAUUAAUUACCGUUAUCGGGUAUCAAGUAUUUGACACAGCUGGGUAAUUAGCAAGGAACACAGGCGGUCUAGUGAAAACUCCAUCUCAGACAAGCUUUUUAAUACUUCCAGCUUUGGCUUGUACAACUAAAGGGAGUCAAAAAAGUACAUGUUGUGCUAAAAGACUGAAGCUAAAGCUAGCUAUUUUCAAGCAUAAAUUCGCUUCCUAAUCCUCACCAGUUAUGACCUGUUUGAUUCAUGUACUGAAGUCAAACCUGGCUCACAGUGUUGUUUGCUAACUUUACACAUAGCUUAUAAGUGAGGAUGUGUUACUGUACAUCCUAACAGUUGGCCAGAUAUGCUAACACUACAAUGAAGACCUUUGUUUUUUGAAAGGAUAUAAAUACCCAAGCCAACACACAGACAGGAAAGAGCUGACCAGUGUUGGAUGCUGAGCUACGACUCGAAGAUCUUUGGCAGAGUUAAGCUGAAAGUCCACUUUACGCAAAACCUUUGUUUUCUUUUUUAAUAGUUGUAUCACUCAUGUUUGUGUCAUUUCACACUUCAGCUUUUUCACUUAUUUUUAAACAAUCACAAAGUAAAAUGUUUAGGAGCUGUGGGGAAACAUUUGGUGCUAACACUUCAGGUCAGUUAUUGGCAGGCCCAGUUCCUGAUCUACUUGAAUAUCAGGUAAUUUGAUGUCUUUGUGUUGUUAACCACAUGACUGAGUUCAUUCAAGUUUUGUUGUUAAAGUCUUAAAAAUGGAGGGAAAUAUUUGAAAACAUGAGAAGUAGACACAUGAGCGUUAGCAUGGUGCAUUAAGGCUUUAGGUAGAUGCUUUGUAUACUUAAUACGUCAGAGUAUUGUUGUAUUUUUUUUACUGAAUUGUCACUUAAACGUCACCAUCAUCUUUUCUGCUUAUUCCUGCAUUGAAAAUCACAUUGAACCACUGUUUGCACUGACAUGAAUGUGAGCAAUUCACAGUCUUUCAGAGCCUCAAAGCACAUCAAUUCUUUUAGUAAAAAACAGAAAAAAAUCAAUAUUGUGCUUUUGUGCUACAUCUAUUGAGGCUCGUAAUAAGGCAUGCGGUAAAGCUGAUGCAUUUUUCCAUGAAUAGAUGUGGAGAAACAGUGUUGGAGUGUCUCUGUACCCGUGUUAUUUUAUAGAUUUUUGUGUAUUUUGCAGGUAAUCUCAUAACAAGUAUUGUAAUAAUUGUUUUGUACAAACUACAUGCUAUUCUAAAGCAACUGAAGAUGUAAGAGGAGAAAGAUGUGACAUUAAAUCACAAGGUUUUAUUUGAAGUAAAGAUUUGGUGCCAUUGCCAUUUCCCUUUUUUUAAAGACAAAUCGUCUUUUCUAAACAUUGAUGUGUGAUGGUGAAUUGUUCUGUACUGAUUCCAGAUAGUUGAUGGGAACAAGCCUUUUAAUUAACAUUCAUGUCGCUCGUUCAAGGUAAUAUCUCAAAAUGACAUCCUCCGAAAUUGUCCUCAGGGUUUAAUUGACUAUACAAUAAGCCCUGUCUGCCCCUUGAUUUCACUUCAAUCAUCGAGCAGCACACAGGGAGUUUGCUGUGAAAGUGGUGAUUUGCAAAUCACAAUUAAAAUCAAAACUAAUUUCUCCCAACAAUAGGUCAUUUAAUUAAAGGGAUAAGUAGACGAACGCAUAAUUAUGAUUUUUAAUUUAGUGUUUUUUCAUUUACGGAUGAUAAAUGUAACCAACAAAUUUGUAAAGAGUCAAACUUUUCUUAUGCCUUACUUUUUUAUAUUUCACUAUUGACCUGCAAAGUGGAGCAUUUUCAGGCCACAUGUUUGCCAUAUCUCUGAACUCAGCACUCUGUACUCUACUUCAGGAUCAAAACAGACGGCUUUGACUACAGUGUGAAAAGUCAAAAACAUUUUUUUUGUUAUUCAGCUGCAGGGUUAACCUAAUAUGUGAUUUAAGGGUACUACAGAUGCCUCCUGUCAGCCUAGAAAGUUUGAAAUCCAGAGAGAUCCAGAAAAAAUAUACUUGCUCUUAUGUCACAAGUUAAUUGUUUCACUAUCUCCAAACUGUUAGGCUUACUUUCUGCUAAUUGUUGGUUGAUUUAUCUCUUCUCUUGAGAAACUGAAAAGCCAAUUUCUUUUAAAAAGUUAUUGCAAGUCAAGUAACAAACUUUUGAUUUGUUUUCUUUGAUAAAGUUUCCUUUUAAUUAGCUGCUGGGCUGGUCUUCUCUUAGGACUAAUGUGGCGGCACAACCGCAAAGAUGUAUUAUUCAGGAAGGAGGAGAAAAGCACAGUUUGCUUUGGUUUUUAUUUUAAAUCAAGUUUGGGGGAAAUAUUUGAAUAUUUUUGACAAAAAGGCGUAAGUAACAUUUCAUUAACACAACUGAAGCUGCUGGAUAACAAAUAUCCAGCAGCCGAACAGAUUGUUCCCUUACUCAUGAAAAGAUUCAGUUUAAUGAGUAAGGGAACAAUCUGUUGGGGUUUCUUACCCCAGGAGAGGUGGACAAAACCACAAAACUUUCACACGGAAGCAUUCUGGAAGGAGCCAACAUGUCUUCAGUCCUUCAUGAGGGAGCUUGACUGUGUUUAAUAGCCAUUUUACUUGUAUUAACCUUUCACUUUUAAUUUAUACACCUCUUCCCUCUGAGAAUAAUUGGAUGUUAGAGCGCAGGGAUCAGGCUAACUGCACCUAGAAUCAGUUUUUAUUUUUACAUUUGUUGAACUCAUUGUUUUUGUCAUUUUUAUGUUGAUAGAGCUGUAUUUGUGUUUUAAAUAAUGUUUUUUUUCCAAGCACAAAGUUACAACAAUGCAAUACAGUUCCUUUAAUGAACAUGAGGAAACGUUGAAGUGAAAUCUAAAAGUAGUUGCAGCUGUCUUAACAAGAAUAACUAUAACCUUUGAACUAAAUCCUGUAUUUUGAAUGCGCUGUUAAUAGGCCUUACAACAACUGUAUGUUCAGAAAGUGUCGC